Messenger RNA from Coregonus sp. 'balchen', 59664 nucleotides. Lineage: Eukaryota; Metazoa; Chordata; Actinopteri; Salmoniformes; Salmonidae. The record is from the annotation of a GenBank genome assembly.
GAGGAGCUUGGGAUCGGACAGGCGGGGCCCAACCCAGACGAGCUGUCAGGGAAGAGUUACUGUAGGGCGGGUUGCGAUGGAGAUGGGAGCCAGUCAGGCAGUGUUCGAGCCGGAGCACGUGGCAAGGAAGAGAGAACAGCCAGCCAGCAACAGCACUGUGUUAGUGGAUGGGAGGGAGGGAAGGAAGGAGUGCUAGGGGAAGAACAAGGAGGCAGAAAAAGCCCAGACCUUGUGUUUCUAAAGCCCAGCUCAUACAUUGCUAAUGCCCGGAGUAAUAUGGGUCUCAUUCAUAAUGGAUAAACCCUUGGCCCCCGCUUGCAAAGUAUAUCAUGCGCACUGUAACGAGGUUAAAGAUUGGGCUGUGUUUGCCGGGAAUGCUGUGACCUCUGCUGGCCCAGGCAUUAGUGUGGGUUGUGGCUGGGAAAAUAAGAGGGAGGGAAGUGAUACUGCAUCAUAUUAGUAGUACGGAGACUAGGAGUUUGAAGAAUGUGACACCUCCACCCAUGUCUUAUCCAGAAUGUCAUGGGGCUCGACCAGAGGUGCCAUUCUCCAAGCCUCGUGCCAGUCUUGCUUUCAGCUUGGUUCGUCUUGCAACCAUCAGCCCACGGUCAAUUGGCAGUAAUUUAGCACUUGCGGAUAUGGUCCGAGCCCUAGGGUAAAUUUGCCUGAAGUUAUUUUCAAUUAGUUGAAAAUGAAUACUCAUUAUUCGUAUGGAUGGAUAAAUGCAGUCCCUUUCAUUUGAUAUAGCCCUGAUCAGAGCACCAUGCAGAGGGCUGAUGUGGUAUCGUGUGGCAGAGUUGAGCCUAAACUACAGUACUGUACUGUGUGGUUCCUGAUGGACCAUUGUGACUAGCCUACUUCACCUAUUAUGAUAUUAAUAACUCAUUAGGGGAAAGAUACCACGACAAUAAUGCUCUGGAAAACGACACAAUGAUCAGUUCAUAGAAUGAUAAGGGUUCGCUCAAUCCACUAUAAGCCCUCAAAGUUUCUUGACCACUUUGGGAUCCAAUGUGGUCCGAGUGGACACAGGUAGGCAGCUGGGGCUUAGCGUAGAGGUAGCAGGACUGGUAUUAAGGUAGAGCACUGGUGACACACAUCUCCUUUCCUUCCCUCUCUCUGGGACUGUGUGCAUAAAUCAACACUCCUAUUUGGCCCCAUUACUGAGCACUUCUGCUCCUCCUCCUCCCACCACCACCAACACCUCCCACCUCCCUCCUCCUCUCGGCAGCCUAAACAAUGCAUGAGCCUCUCAAAGGGCAAAAUGCUGUACCACUUAGCAAAUUAAUCUUUUAUAGUGUGUUAAACUAUGCAGAACCUGGCUGUUGACUGGCCACCUGACGAGGCGUCCUCGUAAGAGGCACGAGGACGCCUCAAUAGGGAUGGCCCUCCUGUCCAUCACAGGGCUCCAGUGAGUUCAGGGGUCGUUCUCAAGUCUUCUGUUUAUAACACACCUGUUUAUAACUCCUUUUUAUAUAGAUUGCGCUUGACAAUUUCCUUGUGAUAAAGGAGAGUGGUUUGGCAUCUGGACUGUGAUAAUUCUAUCAUGUUUAUCAUUAUCAAAUUGAACUCGUUGUCAGAUUACAUGGCUGGUUCCAAAUGGGGGGGCCAAGACUGUAAACGGUCUUGUGUACCAAUAAAAGCGCCAGCGAAGUUAAGAGAAUAAUGUCUUCUCACAGAGCUGUGGCUCUGAAUUCAUUUACGCCCACAGCUCUGCCUGUGCCUGUCCGUGUACUGUAGUCCCAUAACUCUGAAGCAAUCAUCCUGAAGCCCUUUAAUGCACCAUGUUUCAGUGAGGGAUCAGUGAGCAUCCUCCCUAGGUCAAUGGUCUUUGGCUUAAUGAUCUUUCGUACCAUGGUUUUCACUGUCAACUGUCUGUUCGCAGGCAGGAGAAACAAGGUAUGAUCUCCCUUUUUCUCUCUCCCAUUCUACCUCCCUUUCUCUCUGUGUCUCCCGUUCCUCCCUUGAGUUGUGUCAGACCCUGGUCAUGUGAGUGGAAUACACUUAUACUUAACCUUUUUUGCAAUUUACCUACAUACAGUAUCUUACCUCGUUGGCUUCUAUUUCCUACCUUCAUCGCAUCUUCCCUCCUUCUUUCUCUCUCUCUGUCUCCCCCCCCCCCCCCUCUCUUUCCCUUUUCUCUCUCCACCCGUUCCUCUCUCUCUCUCUCUCAUUUUGACUGGGCAUUGUCUGCUGGUCGAUAUUUGGGGCUGAAUUAGCUGAAAGGGGAAAAGAGGCCUGUAAAGUGAGGAGACAGCCUUUUGGAGGGCAGCCAGCCUAUCUCCCUGGCUUGUUUGUGCUUCAGGAAUGAUUCCCAAUACCAGAUGACCUGCAGGAACGUCAGCAUGUGUCUGCCCUGAGGGAUGGCAAUGGAUCCACCAAUCUCUAAUUAUCAGCCUGCAGCCCCACUGCAUUAUUAUGAUUUAGAUUUUUUUUUAAACGAUUUAAUAUUGUAAUAUUAUUCAAAUCUUAAUUGGUUGGGUGAAUUGCAACCCGUUCCAUCUUCUGUAUCAUAUAGUGCUAAAAAAUAAAUAGGUUGGGGAAUUUUUCUUUGUGUUGUAGACUUAAAGUAAGACUGAGGUAAGAUGUUCAGGUCAGUCUCUGGAAGGCUGGGUCCAGUGUGUGUCAGCCUGCUGCGAGCUCCUCUGGGGGUUAGUGUUUCUGCAUUAGUGUUUGUCAGGGGAUUUUUUAGGCAAACACGCACUACAUCACUUUGACAUUGAUUAAAAAUACAUGGCCCUAUUCUCGGGGACAGUACACAAAUCACCACAGUGUCCAGUCAGUCCGGGUGGUGUGGUGUGGUCUGGCUGUCUGUCUGUCUGUCUGAGCCUCAGUCCAGUCAGACCCCUGAUUUAAUUGCGGCUCUCGCUGCUCUGCUCUGGGCGGUGUGUUAUGUUGGUAGUUCAAAGAACCGAGGGCGCAGACCCAUCCAUCAGCACGCUCCGCCAUGGCCCACCGCUCACACCGCACUCCAUGUAAUCAACAUUAAGGCAACACUCAAUGUGAUCCUCAUCUUAAAGGUGCAAUAUGCAGAAAUCACUUCGCCAUUUCCUGGUUGCAAAAAUUCUAAUAGUUCACCUAAUGUGAACUAUAAAAGCAAGUAUAGUGGACAGAAUCAUUGUACCAUCUAAACCGCUGUGAAAUAUAUUUUCCAUAACCAAAAAUGUUGUAUUUCCAGCUGUUUGAAGCUGGUGUACAAAACUUAAGAACGGAAAGCAUAGAAAUAGUGCACAUAGAACAGAAUCUACCACUUCUUAGACUUGCUUUCAAUGAGAAUGAAAGACCUAUAACUCAUAAUUCUACAUGCAUUUGGUCGGGUCGCCCAAAAAGUUACAUAUGCAGGUUGCUUAGUGGGUAAGAGCGUUGUGCCAGUAACCGAAAGGUCGCUGGUUCUAAUCCCCGAGCCGACUAGGUGAAAAAUCUGUCGAUGUGCCCUUGAGCAAGGCACUUAACCCUAAUUGCUCCUGUAAGUCGCUCUGGAUAAGAGCGUCUGCUAAAUGACAAAAAUGUAAAUGUUUAAGGGGAGAUGGAGAAACCUGCCUGCCCUCAUUUCCCCUUUCUCUCUCUCCUCCCCCUCCCCUCCUCCGACAACCCCAGCUUCCACCGCCAUCUAUAUCGGCAACACUAAUGAUGCCACGCCUGCUAGAACGGUUUCACUUUGCCGCUUUGUCUUUCCCUCCUCUCUCUCUCUCUCUCUCUCUCUCUCUCUCUCUCCGUCUUUCUAUAGCUCCUAUCCUCUCUACUCCAUCCCUGAGUGGCUCUCUUGUUUCCUCUGGCUCAUCUGUUAAGUGGGAGAUAAACCUCAGUUAGGGUGUGUGGAAGUCACUUCAGUGGGGACAAUGUUAUCUGAGACCUAGCGCUACUCUGAGAGGUGUGUGUGUGUGUUAAAGUCCCACCGCCCUGGUGGUUUGUUCAUUGUCGCGGUUUAGGGAGAUAAGUGUGCCCACUUCCUUCUUUAGCUAAUGCCUACUACCCACGCUGCUGUUGUGGCCUAGCCUGGCCUUCUCUCUCUGACGGCUCUGUGCCUAAUGGCCUUAAAUCAGAGACCAUUUCCAUGCUGUGCCAGCAGAACUGUGUGUCCAUCAGUGUGGGGCCAUUUUGCUAGGACAGCUGGGGGGGGUGGUAGCCAAGACAGGGCAAUUAGAGCCUUUAUAGGGGUAUCACAUCCAUUCUCCCCCUGCCUCUUCUCUCAUCACCGGGCUGGGCCGUGCUGGUAGAGCUGCCUGCUUGCCGAUCGAUGGCCAAACCUGGAGGGGAAUGGGACUACUACUGAUUAGAGAGGCCUAGCAGCCUGCCAUUUCACCCUCUCCUAUUUCUAUUUCUCUUUCUCUCUCACUUAUCUCCACUACUCAUUCUGCUUUUGGUCCGUCCUCGGACUGUGUGUGUGUGCAUGCAUGUGCGUGUGUGUGUGUUUGUGUGUGCAUGUGUGUGUGUGUGUAUGUGCCUGCUCCCUUUACCCUGACAUCAAUGUGACAUGGCACUUAAUGGACUCUGCCAUGUGAAACAAGCACCCUGUGUUAAUUACCUUGCCAAGGCCCUGGCCUUUGUAGAGCAGUUCAUUCCCACUCGGGCAACCACUGCGAGAAAGAGUGUGUGUCUCGGCGUAUGUGAGAGACUGCUGAGAUCCCCAUUGUGACUGUAAUUCUCUUAGAUUCAGGCUUUUCCCCAACGCCUAAGAAACAAGUGUUUUGUUGUCCCUUUUGCAAAAAUACAGAAGGCUGAAGCUACAGGCAAGCACUCACAAAGCAGUUGAAGAUAAAGCUGGGGGCUAUUCUGAGAGUGGAGGGGCUACAGCGAGGAGAGCAAUACACUCGGUGAAUCCACAUCCCUCCCUCGCCUCAUUCACAUGUCGAUUAGCAUUGCCAAUGCUCCAGCAGUCUCAGCGUUGAAUGAGGCCGAAAAGCACUGCAUCAAAACAAUCUCACAAAUGGAAUGUCGUCCUUUUUAUCCGCUGCCGUGUUCUGGUGAGUUUUGGUUGAGUUAUUCAGUGAAAUCACAAUCAAGAUUGCCAGUGUAGAAAUGAUGUAUUUGUUUACCUUUUCCAUUUCACCCAAAAUAAAUAAUUUGAGACAUUAUGAAAAUACAGUGCAUUCAGAAAGUAUUCAUACCCCUUGACUUAUUCCACAUUUUGUGUUGUUACAGCCUGAAUUCAAAAUGGAUUAAAUAUAAUUUUUUCUCACCCAUCUACACACAAUACCCCAUAAUGACAAAGUGAAAACAUGUUUUUAGAAAUUUUUGCAAAUGUAUUGAAAAUGAAAAUGAAAUACACACCCCUGCGUCAAUACUUUGUAGAAGCACCUUUGGCGGCAAUUACAGCUGUGAGUCUUUUUGGGUAAGUCUCUAAGAGCUUUGCACAACUGGAUUGUACAAUAAAAUCCUUCAAGCUCUGUCAAGUUGAUUGUUGAUCAUUGCUAGACAGCCAUUUUCUUGGUAAGCAACCCCAGUGUAUAUUUGGCCCUACGUUAUUUUCCUGCUGAAAGGUGAAUUUGUCUCCCAGUGUCUCCCAGUGUCUGGAAAGCAGACUGAACCAGGUUUUCCUCUAGGAAUUUGCCUGUGCUUAUAGCUGUAUUCCGUUUCUAUUUUUCCUAAAACACUCCCUAGUCCAUGCCGAUGACAAGCAUACCCAUAACAUGAUGCAGCCACCACCAUGCUUGAAAAUAUGUGUUGGAUUUGCCCCAAACAUAACUCUUUGUAUUCAGGACAAAAAGUUAAUUUCUUUGCCACAUGCCUUGUUGCAUGUUUAGGAAUAAUUGUAGUCUGUACAGGCUUCCUUCUUUUCACUCUGUCAUUUAUUUUAGUAUUGUGGAGUAACUAAAAUGUUGUUAAUAAAUCUUCAGUUUUCUCAUAUCACAACCAUUAAACUCUGUAACUGUUUUUAAAAUAACCAUUGGCCUCAUGGUGAAAUCCCUGAGCAGUUUCCUUCCUCUCCGGCAACUGAGUUAGGAAGGACACAUGUAUCUUUUUAGUGACUGGGUGUAUUGAUACACCAUCCAAAGCCUAAUGAAUAACUUCCAUGCUCAAAGGGAUAUUCAGCAUCUGUUUUUUUGAGUGUGUAUUUUUUACACAUCUACCAAUCGUUGCCCUUCUUUGCGAGGCAUUGAAAAACCUCCCUGGUCUUUGUGGUUGACUCUGUGCUUGAAAUUCAUUACUUGAUUGAGGGACCUUACAGAUAAUUGUAUGUGUGGGGUACAGAGAUGGGGUAGUUAAAACAAUUAUGUUAAUCAUGUUAACCAUUGAACACGGAGUCCAUGCAAUUUAUUAUGCGAUUUGUUAUGCGAUUUUUACUCCUGAACUAAUUUAGGCUUUCCAUAACAAAGGGUUGAAUACUUUUUGACUGAAGACAUUUAAAAUUUAAAUUUUUUAUAAAUUUCUAAAACGUUCUACAAAUAAAAUCUGCUUUGACAUUAUAGGGUAAUGUGUGUAUAUCAGUGCACAAAAUCUCAAUGUAAUCAAUUUUAAAUUCAGGCUGUAACACAACAAAAUGUAAAGUAAAGCGGUGUGAAUACUUUCUGAAAGCAUUGUACAUGUAUGCACACAUGAGAGAGUAGAGUCUUACUGUUCUUAUAUAAGAAUAGAUCAAAUGAGUUGUUCCCUUUCAAAUACAACAUUUUAGUUAUGAAAUACACAAAACUUGUUGGCAUACACAAUAAACGUUAAUUGGUAACGAACACCCCACAUUAACGCCAUUCCACCAACGUAUCUAUUCACAACGCGAGGGGAUAAAUACAGUUUUAUGUGUUCUUGUCAUCUGACUGUUGUGGUGUUUAGAGAUGUGUCAUUUUCAGCCGAAAUCAAAGAGAAGUAUUGAUUUAAUCAACGGAGAGUUCAACUAGUAGACUGAAGUAUGAGUGUGAUUUGAGUGUCUGGGAACUGAGCCACUUUGAUCAGGAAAUGUGAGCAGACAACAAUAGUGACAUGCUUGUUGUUACGCUAGAUGAAAGAGAAGCAGCGCUGGUUUUAUCUUCAGGUGCACAUUACAUGUAAACAGUCCUUGACAGAUAAUGGUGCCUCACUUUCAGAUAGGUGUCGUAAAAGAGUGAAGCUUUUUCCCUACACAAAUUUAGGGGUUCAAUCAAACCUGCACAAGGGAAAAAUCACAUUGUUUCUCCACUGCAUAAAUGUAAAAUUUGCUUUGCUUCAUUUCACCCAGUUAAAUUGGUUUGAUUAAUUGCAGUACUUGAAAUUUGAAUUUUUUAUGGCACAGGAUUGAUGAAAAUGUACUGCAGUACAUGUUUGAUUGAAUGUAAGCCUAAUACAGCGAAACACAUUUAGAGCUUUGGGUCUAUGCAAGUCUUAGUCCUUGCAUUGGAAUCUAAUGUGUUCCAUCCUAAAGUGAGGAGAGCUCCUUCCUCCUUCGAGAGGAUUAUUCAUCAAUGCUGUUCAUAGGAUAUGAUCGACAGCCUUACUGGAGGGUGGGCCUCCUCCAUUAUCAUAUUGGGCUGCGGGAAGCAGGGGAGCCCUUGGCUGCAGGCACAUCUGCAUGGGGCGUAGACCGACUCCAUGAAUGAUUCAGCAUCCAGAACCCAGCCUCUGUGCCAAGACAGAGCCGGGCCCCAGUACAGUCCUGUGGGUUUGCCUCUAACAAUGUCCCCUGUCUACAUAUACUAAAACCCCCAAAACCCCUCUCCACUCCAUCUCCAUCCCAUCCUGUACUGACUGCGGCCAGUUUGGGUUGGAGAAACUGAGCCUUCCCAGAGCAGCAGAUGUAGAGGGGGGGGGUGAAAGCUGAGAGGCGCAGGAGGGACAACCAGAUAGCGGUUAAGGAAGCUGACCGGAGCCUCAACCACAUUUUAGCUCUAGAGAUAAGGGACAUCCUGCUUGCUGGGAGGAACGAACGGGCCCGGAUCACUCGAAUUGUACACAGGCAGAGUUAGCCGUUCUGGCUUUACCCACUUUACCCACAAACCAUGUGGCUACUUCAGAAGUAUUUAGACAGAUAACAUUGACAGUACAGCACCGUAAGUGCCUUAAAUAUCCCACAGUUGUAAUGACAGCUCUGUGUUACAUUGCAGUUUUCACAUGAUACUUAAAACUGCUGAGGUGUUAGAAGCACCAAAUCCAUUGCAGUCUUUUUUUUAAGAGCAACAUUUGUUUGUGAAACAUGUUCUAAAGCUCACAUCUAUUCCCACAGAGGUGAAUGCCAUUAAAUUAACUGUGUUUCAAAAUGAUGCUGGUCACAGUAACUGGCUCCACCUGUUCAUACCGUAUCAGCAGGUGUUCUGCUCCUCAUAUUGUUUGUCCUUUGAUUUUGGAGCGACACGUUUGAUUUGGUGGAACAAGCUUUCCCCUAAUGUCAAGCCAGCGGAGUCCCUGCCCAUCUUCCGAAAACUUCUGAAACCCUACCUCUUCAAAGUGUAUCCCCCCCCCCCAACACACACACACACACACACAAAGAAUAAUUACCUGCACUUGUCUUUUCCUAAUAGCAUUGACUUUGCUGAUAACCACUUUAUUAAGGGAAAAUGUACUUAAUACGACUGUGAUAUGUGGUUGUCCCACGUAGGCUAGCUAUCUUAAGAUGAAUGCACUAAUUGUAAGUGGCUCUGGAUAAGACUGUCUGCUAAAUGUCUAAAAUGUCAAAUGUAAAUGUUAUUUUUAUCAAACAGCUUUUGAAGCCUCGGUUUUGCCCAAAACGUGGUCCGUUUUUAUGUUCUAGAAACUAAACAGAGGUUCUGGAUAGAAGCAGAAAGUCGUUUAAAAAUGAUCUACACUCUUUGAACAAAAGGUGCUAUCUAGAACCUACAAUUGUUUUUUGGCUGUCCCCAUAGGAGAACCCUUUGAAGAACCCUUUUUGGUUCCAGGUAGAACCCUUUUGGUUCCAGGUAGAACUCUUUUGGGUUCCAUGUAGAACUCUUUCCACAGAGGGUUCUACCUCGAACCAAAAAGGGUUAUACCUGGAACCAAAAAGGGUUAUACCUGGAACCAAAAAGGGUUCUCCUAUGGGGACAGCCCAAUAACCCUUUUAUAACAUUUUUUUCUGAGUGUCAUAUGUCCAUGGCAGCCACUUUAAAUGACUGUAGUUUGCAAAAUGUCAGCUGAGCAAGUUAAAUGUUCAGAAGCCACAGCAGUGGUAGAGCGGUAGCAGCAGUGUAUGCCUGCCUGUGUGGAUGAGGGGAGAGGGAGGUGUGUGAGAUCCACUAGCGACAGUACAAGAUCUCCACUACAUCACCAUGAUUAUUUGGCAAGGCUGAAAACGAUAACACACUUAAGCCAGUUUUGUUGCACUCAGCACAAAGACUGUAAUGGCUUGUAAUAUAUGGCAGCAUGAUUGAAAGCUGCAGUGUUUUACCACGCAAACUAUUCCUCACGCACAUCUCCUCCUUGCUUCCCCUUCGCCCCUAGCAAAGUGGCAUUUCCAUUUUAAGAUUGCCUCCCUGGCCCUUUGUGAAUAGAAUUGAAUUACGCUGAGAAGCACUGAUUGAUUCCUUCUGAGCACAACAGUUUCCCCCUUUCUCAAAGAACCUAUUGAAUCCAGUCCAAGAAGUCAUUGUGGCCAUUAUAGGGAACUGAGGGAGACGUGUUGGAGGGGGAGAGCGGGGAACAUGUAGAUGGGAUGGCAUCAAGAGUUCACAUUGUGCACGUCAAAAAUCUCAGGUAUAUAGCACUACUUUUCACACAGACUCACCGAGACUACGGAGGACCCCAGGGCCUUUCUAAUGACCGUAGUGAAGAUUAUAUUCGAGCUCAUUACGUCACGCAAUUUUGUCACAAGGACUUUGCACCAGGAUCCAUCGAUGCAUUCUGAAAGAGGGUCUCACUGAGGAAGCAGGAGAAGUUUCUCAUGCGAGGCUGUCACGCCCUGACUCAGGGGACGCUUAAAUGUUGAGUCAGGGUGUGUAUAUUCUUUGUUGUGUGUUUUCUAUGUUUAUUAUCUAGUAUGUGUAUUUCUAUGUUGGCCGGUGUGGUUCCCAAUCAGAGGCAGCUGUCGCUCAUUGUCUCUGAUUGGGGACCAUACUUAGGCAGCCUAUUGGCACUGUCUAGUUGUGAGAUCUUGUUCCUUGUAAGGUAUGUUGUGUGUGUGCGCUACCUUGGACUUCACGUUUCGUUUCGUUUCUUGUUUUGUCGAGUGUUUAUUGGUUUAAUAAACAUGUACGUAUAUCACGCUGCGCCUUGGUCUGACCCGUCAUUAAACUAACGUGACAGAGGCAUUGUAAGGUGGUGGGUGGGUGGGUGGGGUGGAGGGGGGUGCAGUACCCUAUCCUGGAGGUGUUUGAUAAAUGAGGCGCUGCCACGCAACCUCUCCCAACCUCCAACCCCCAUCCCCAUCCCCAAGCCCCCUAUUCUACCCAUGGUGAGAUUCUGAUGAUCCUUUGAGGACACUGUAAUAUAGCCUUCAUAGUUAAGGCUGUGUGCCUACACAGCACAGUAUAGCGGAGAGGGGAAGGCCACUGAUGAAAGGCAGAGAGGGUGAAAGGUUCACGUCUGCACCAGUGCUUUAAUCAACUUUACUGCAGACAUGCAGUAAUGUAGAGCAUAGGAUGAGAGAUGUACUGUAUCCCAACGCUGGCACCAACUCACCACACUCCUCCCCCACCCCAUACCUCCUCUCUCUCACUGUAAGAGGGGGAAAAUACCUCAUGUAACCCGCUCUGGGGCCAGAGUAAACAGCAGCGAAGUAUACAGCAGGGGCCUCAGUGGAGAAGUUCUGGAACAGAGACAGGCUCUGUGUUUUGACUAGUUACUCAUGGUGAUGUACCGAACGGAAGGGCCUCCCUGGGUAGUCAACAAAGGGGUUGAGUUGGAUUUGAUUUCACUAGCUGGUGCAAGUGAUGUUCAGCCAAUGAAAUAUGGAUCGCAUCCAUGUGCCCUGUCACACUAGCCCUGGUGCCACAUCAAUAGGCCACUCCAGUUCUCAUUUGGAGAAGUGCCAGUCUGAUGUGCUGGAGCAUACAAAGUUUCUCUUUCUUUAUUCAUCUAUCACUGUCACGCUGUAAAAUCCUUCAGGAUCUUUGGGGCUUUCAUUUUAAAACCAGAUAUGAGACAGGAAUCAGAGACGCCUUUUUGUUGCAUUAGAGAGUUGAAACGCGGAUCAGUGCAAAUGUCACCAACAGUCACGUCACGCUCUUCCUCCUGCUUAAGGUAACUUCUGCUCUGUGCCACCCACCAUAUUAGAGUGAUUUAGCUAAAGGCUAAAUAAUGAUUAUGUGACAGCUCUCUGUGAUGGUAUUUAUUUGGAAUCUGGAGCUGAGAAGUUUCCACAGUGUGUGUGUGUGUGUGUGUGUGUCUUAAAGAGGGUUCGUGUGUGUGCACCGGAGAAUAUGUGUGUUUGUGUGGAGAGUGUUUUAUUACAGGUGUCUAUCUAUUGUAUUUUAGAGGGUGUCAGGGAGCCCUACAUUGCACGACCAAGCGCUGCUGAAAUAUUUACUAGGCGGCAAAAUUGUAACUUUGUCCAAUGACCCUGGAUCAGUCAUUUGACCCUCUGUGACCCUCCAUUACUUCCUGUCAGCCCUGUGUGAUCAGGCCCUGGUGGCUCCUUUUGUCCCUUUCUUCUUCUUCUUCUGUAGUACUUCAUGCUUUCUGGCCUGAUCUUCUGGAUCAGCAGUAUUCCCCCUGUCCUUCUCUACCGCUCCCCCAUUUCACCCUGUCCAUUUUCUCCCCGCUCUAUCUUUCUUGACAUAUAUACCUACCUUGGUGAAUGUAGAGUUUCUUUCAUUAGAGCAGGAUUGAUGGAAAUAGAUGUUGUACAAUCAGUCCAUUUUGCUAUUUUCUUCGUAGACUUGAGAAUGAAGGGAAGUUAGUAUGUAUUUUAGAUGUAUUUCAAUAUACAUUUUGAGGGCAGCUGUGAGGAGAGCAUUGUACAUUUCUGGGAUGUAUAAUUUGUAAGUGAUUCACACGGAUAUGUAUAUUUUCAAUACGUAAAGUAUUUGAUGAAGAGCAUAAAUGUAUGUUUAACACAAGGACCUGGAUUGGAAUCACAAGUAAGCCUCUUUCCUAAGACCUUUUGAUAAAUAGAGAAAAUCUCAAGUUCUCUCUAUAACACAAAACCCAAACUUUCUCUGUUAUGUUUCUGCUGAGGACACAGAUCACUGCUAAGGAUUAUGGUGUACUUAAUUGACUCAAUUAUCCAGUCCAGUCAAAGUUUGUAAAGAAAAGUGUGGGCAGCCUGGAUUUCUGUGGCAUUAAGUCGUCAUUGAGGGGGCACACGGGCCCAGUGUAUUUACUGCCAGAGCCUGCGUUUAUCCGACCUGAUGCCUCUAAUGCGGGUAUCAAUCUCCACAAUGCAUUCUCCCUCCAAUAUGGGUCGUGUCAUCUCUGGUUAGUGGAGUCUCCUGAUGAAAUUGUCUAAAACUCCACCGAUCAAUCAAGCUAGUGCUGGAUUGAUUUUCUUUCAUAUUUUCUCAUCUUCUCUUUUCUUCCUGCCCCUCUCCAUUCGAAGACCUCUGAUGUUCCCUCAAUGUAAGAUGAAUGUCGCGCAGAGGGUAAAAGAACGUCUGGGUUAGACCUGUUGGCAUCUAUGAGACUUUCUCCUCUCUACCCCUCAUCUCUCUACCCCUCAUCUCUCUCUCUCUCUCUCACUCUCUCUCUCUCUCUCUCUCUCUCUCUCUCUCUCUCUCUCUCUCUCCCCCCUCUCAAAGACAAGCAAAUAUCACCUCAGUAGACAUAGUACCUGUAUUAUCCUAACACACUCCACAUCCAAUCCCCUAAUAUACCACAUCAACACCGACUAUUGAAACUGUAACUAUGGCCUCCCAUUUCAUCUGUGUAAAUGUAUUCCCCCUGUCUUUGUAUUGAAAUAAGUACUGUCUAGUGGUAAUGAAAAGACUACCAGGCAGGCAGGCAGAAACACACCAGCAUGGCCUCAGGUUCCCCCUCCAUUGCCUGGUCUUAGCCAGGGGACGGCAGGGCCAGCCACAUCCUCGGGCCCCCGGACCCAUUUGUAUGGGCCGCACGACUUUCCCCAUAAUGAAAUAUUCACAGGUCACUGGUUCCCUGAGAAAUGAUGGCGGUCAGUCAAUUGCUUUUCAGCGAGUAAUUUUCUCCCCCUUCAGACUGCCCUGCUUGUCAUGUUGACAGUCAUUAGCGCAGGAGGAAGGCUGGAUCGAAGCGCAAGUGUGACACUUGUCAGACAGGAGCAGUGUUUAUCUCCUCUACUGCUUUAUUUCCCUUCUAUCUUUUCUUAUUUUUCUUAUUUUUCUUUCUAACUCUUCUCCUCUUCUCGCCUCUUUUUAUCAUUUUUGUUAACGCUUGUGUUGGUGUAAACAGCAAAUUGUUGUUUUUUGCAGUCUGUCGUAGAUGUACCCUAUCUAUUCCCAUGUUGUGCUCUGUUCUUAUUUUCCACCAUUCUGUCAUGUAUUUUUCUUACACCUGAAAGUCAGCAAUCCUCUGUUAUUUGGAACAUUGCAUUAAGACCUAAGUCUUCAGUACAGACCAGGCAGAAUGUAAUCCCUUUUAAGGUAAUCAAUCACUUUGAAAGAAACCCAUCACAAGCCAAUCAAAAGAGACACUUCAGAUUUGGUGAUUGGUGAUUAGACCCUCCAAAAAUCCUCGGGAAAGUUUAGCCAAGGCUCUUUUUUCUUUAUGACUCAGCCUGACCUUUGAAGAUAUUACCAUCUGACGUGAUGAAUGGUCCAGGGAGGAGACACAGACUUUUCUUAUUAACCAGCUGUGGUGGUGGUGGAGGGAGAUCGGCUAGCACUCCUUCCCUAAUCCCCUUCUUCUUAAAGGAGGAGAGGAGAGGGGGUAAAAAGGACAUCAGGAAUGACAUAGUGUUAGAAAUAAUAUGGGGCCCUCCACGGCGGAGGGACUACAGUGAACUCGGCUGACCCGGAGGGAAACUCCAAUUAGCAGGGAGUAAUGGAUAGCCCCUGUGGCUGGUGUCUGCAGGCGGGUAGAACGCUGACCCUCGGCCUCACCCCACCGCAGCUACACUCAUUUCCCAGCAUCACUCUCUCUCUCACCCUGUGAUAGGUCUCAGAGCAGUCCCCGCAACACACACACAAACACACUCACACACUCACAUACACAAACCCCCCCCACACACACACACACCCACAUACACAUCCAGUGCCUUCAGAAAGUAUUCAUACCCCUUGAUGUAUUCCACAUUUUGUGUUGUUACAGCCUGAAUUCAAAAUUGAUUAAAUAUUAUUUUUUUCUCACCCAUCUACACACAAUACCCCUUAAUGACAAAGUGAAAACAUGUUUUUAGACAUUUUAGCAAGUAUAUUGAAACUUACAAUUAAAUACACACCCCUGUGUCAAUACCUUGUAGAAGCAUCUUUGGCAGUGAUUACAGCUGUGAGUCUUUCUGGGUAAGUCUCUAAGAGCUUUCCACGCGUGGAUUGUGCAAAAUUUGCCCAUUAUUCUUUUCAAAAUUCUUCAAGCUCUGUCAAAUUGGCUGUUGAUCAUUGCUAGACAACAAUUUUAAGGUCUUGCCAUAGCUUUUCAAGUAGAUUUAAGUCAAAACUGUAACUCGGCCACUCAGGAACAUUCACUGUCUUCUUGGUAAGCAACUCCAGUGUAGAUUUUUGGCCUUGUGUUUUAAGUUAUUGUCCUGCUGAAAGGUCAAUUCAUCUCCCAGUGUCUGCUGGAAAGCAGACUGAACCAGGUUUUCCUCUAGGAUUUUCCUUAUGCUUAGCUCCAUUCCAUUUCUUUUUUUAUCCUGAAAAACUCCCCAGUCCUUAAUGAUUACAAGCAAACCCAUAACAUGAUGCAGCCACCGCUAUGCUAGAAAAUAUGGAGAGAGGUACUCAGUAAUGUGUUGUAUUGGAUUUGCCCCAAACGGAACAGUUUGUAUUCAGGACAAAAAGUGAAUUGCUUUGCCACAUUUUGCAGUAUUACUUUAGUGCCUUGUUAUAAAUAGGAUGCAUGUUGUGGAAUAUUUUUAUUCUGUACAGGCUUCCUUCUUUUCACUCUGUCAAUUAGGUUAUUAUUGUAGAGUAACUACAAUGUUGUUGAUCCAUCCUCAGUUUUCUCCUAUCACAACCAUUAAACUCUGUAACUGUUUUAAAGUCACCAUUGGCCUCAUGGUGAAAUCCCUGAGCGGUUUCCUUCCUCUCCGGCAACUGAGUUAGGAAGGACGCCUGUAUCUUUGUAGUGACUGGGUGUAUUGAUACACCCUCCAAAAUGUAAUUAAUAACUUCACCAUGCUCAAAGGGAUAUUCAAUGUCUGCUUUUUUUUACCCAUCUACCAAUCGGUGCCCUUCUUUGUGAGGCAUUGGAAAACCACCCUGGUCUUUGUGGAUUAAUCUGUGUUUGAAAUUCACUACUCGAUUGAGGGACCUUACAGAUACUGUAAUUGUAUGUGUGGGGUACAGAUAGUCAUCCAAAAAUCAUGUUAAACACUAUUAUUGCACACAGAGUGAGUCCAUGCAACGUAUUAUGUGACUUGUUAAGCAAAGUUAUACUCCUGAACUUAGUCUUGCCAUAACAAAGGGGUUGAAUACUUAUUGACUAAAGACAUUUCAGCUUUACAUUUUUAAUUAAUUUGUAACAAUUUCGAAAAGCAUAAUUCCACUUUGACAUUAUGGGGUAUUGUAUGGUGGCCAGUGACAAAAAAUCUAAAUGUAAUACAUUUUCAAUUCAGGCUGUAACACAACAAAAUGUGAAUAAAGUCAAGGGGUGUGAAUACUUUCUGAAGGCACUGUACACACACACAGUGUGUGUUAGUGUGUGUGCUGGUCCACUAAGUUGUUUGCUGGGAGGGUAUUAGGUAGUGUUUCCUCCAGGGAAGGAGAGUGAGCCUCCUCCAUGUGCCUCCUCAGGUCUGUGCCAAUCAGCCCUGUGCCAAUCAGCCCUGGGCCAUGCCGUGCUGAUAAGAGCAGACAACGCUCUGGAUCCCCAAAGGAAGAGAGGGGACUGUGUCUGUGCUGUGGCGUCCUCCCCCACUCCGUCUGAAAAAACUAUUCUCAAAGCACGGUCGGAAGAGAGCAGUGUGAUCUGUGUGAGGAUGGCUCUAAGAGAUCCAGACUAGUAUCUUUACAUUAAAGGGAGAACAUCAGGCAAAAUCUCAUCUUAUCAAAAAUGUGGAGAAAUUAAAUGUAGGUUGUGAUAGUUGUUAUUGGUCUUGGUGUUGAAUUGUCACUCCUUGCCGUAAUGGUAUGGUAUUGAGGAGAAGGUGUUUAUACUAAAUGGUAUGGUUAACCAUGCCAGUGUCAAUGUCUGCAACAUAAAAUCAAAAUCAAAUCAAAUCAAAUUGUAUUUGUCACAUGCUUCAUAAACAACAGGUGUAGACUAACAAUGAAAUGCUUACUUACGGGUCCUUUUCCAACAAUGCAGAGUUAAAUAUAAAUAAACUUUUUUUUUUUUUACAAAUUGAAAUAGUGAGACGAGGAAUGAAUACACAGUGAAUAACAAAUAACAAUAACGAGUAAAAACAAUAUGGCUACAGUGCCUUGCAAAAGUAUUCAUCCCCCUUGGCGUUUUUCCUAUUUUGUUGCAUUACAACCUGUAAUUUAAAUUUAAAUUUUAGUCAUUUAGCAGACGCUCUUAUCCAGAGCGAGUGCAUACAUUUUUUUUUUCAUACUGGCCCCCCGUGGGAAUCGAACCCACAACCCUGGCGUUGCAAGCGCCAUGCUCUACCAACUGAGCUACACGGGGCCAAAUUGAUUUUUAUUUGGAUUUCAUGUAAUGGACAUACACAAAAUAGUCAAAAUUGGUGAAGUGAAAUGAAAAAAAUAACUUGUUUCAAAAAGUGUAAAAAAUUAAUAAUGGAAAAGUGGUGUGUGCAUAUGUCUGGCACAAACCCAACACCCCUCAUCACCCUGAGAACACCAUCCCCACAGUGAAGCAUGGUGGUGGCAGCAUCAUGCUGUGGGGAUGUUUUUCAUCGGCAGGGACAGGGAAACUGGUCAGAAUUGAAGGAAUGAUGGAUGGCGCUAAAUACAGGGAAAUUCUUGAGGGAAACCUGUUUCAGUCUUACAGAGAUUUCAGACUGGGACGGAGGUUCACCUUCCAGCAGGACAAUGACCCUAAGCAUACUGCUAAAGCAACACUUGAGUGGUUUAAGGGGAAACAUUUAAAUGUCUUGGAAUGGCCUAGACCUCAAUCCAAUUGAGAAUCUGUGGUAUGUAUGACUUAAAGAUUGCUGUACACCAGCGGAACCCAUCCAACUUGAAGGAGCUGGAUCAGUUUUGCCUUGAAGAAUGGGCAAAAAUCCCAGUGGCUAGAUGUGCCAAGCUUAUAGAGACAUACCCCAAGAGACUUGCAGCUGUAAUUGCUGCAAAAGGUGGCUCUACAAAGUAUUGACUUUGGGGGGGUGAAUAGUUAUGCACGCUCAAGUUUUCUGUUUUUUUUUGUCUUAUUUCUUGUUUGUUUCACAAGACAAAAUAUUUUGCAUCUUCAAAGUGGUAGGCAGGUUGUGUAAAUCAAAUGAUGCAAACCCCCCAAAAAUCAAAAAUGCCAAGGGGGGUGAAUACUUUCGCAAGCCACUGUAUAUACUGGGAGCACCAUUACCGAGUUGAUGUACAGGGGUACGAGAUAAUUGAGGUAGCUAUGUAAAUAUACAGUGCCUUCAGAAAGUAUUAAUACCCCUUGACUUAUUCCACAUUUUGUUGUGUUUAAGCCUGAAUUCAAAAUGGAUACAAUAAAAAAAAAUCUCACCCAUCUACACACAAUACCCCAUAAUGUUUUUUGACAUGUUUGCACAUUUAUUGAAAAUUAAUUACAGAAAUAUCUAAUUUACAGAAAUAUUCACAUGCCUGAGUCAAUACAUGUUAGAAUUACAUUUUGCAGUGAUUACAGCUGUGAGUCUUUCUGGGUAAGUCUCUAAGAGCUUUGCACACCUGGAUUGUACAAUAUAUGCUCUUUUUUUCAAGGCAUUUGAAAGCCUCCCUGGUCUUUGUGGUUGAAUCUGUGUUUGAAAUUCAUUGCUCGACUGGGGGACCUUACAGAUAAUUGUAUAUGUGGGGUACAAAGAUGACGUAGUCAUUCAAAAAUCAUGUUAAAAACUAAAAAUUUAAUUUGUAAAAAAAAUUCUGAAAACAUAAUUCAACUUUGAGAUUAUGGGAUAUUGUGUGUAGAUCAGUUACACAAAAUCUAAAUUGUAACACAGGGUAUCCCUCGGUCCUCGGAAUCCCAAGGGGUGCAUGUUUAGUUUUUUGCCCAAGCACUACACAGCUGAUUCAAGUAAUCAACUAAUCAUCAAGCUUUGAUCAUUUGACUCAGCUGUGUAGUGUACCCCUUGGGAAACGCUGCUGUAACACAACAAAAUGUGGAAAAAGUCAAGGGUUGUGAUCACUUUCUGAAGGCACUGUAUAUAGGAGUAAAGUGACUGGGCAACAGGAUAGAUAAUAGACAGGAGCAGUGGUGAGUGUGUGUGUGGCUUCAGUAUGCAUGUGUGCGUAUGUUUUGUGUGUGUGUGUGCGCAUGUUUUGUGUGAGUGUGUGUGUAUAUGUGUGUAUAUGUGUGUUGGGGUGUAAGUGUAAGAAUGUGUGAGUGUGUGGAUAGAGUCAGUGCAAGAUAUUUAAUGCAAAAAAGGGUCAAUGCAGGUAGUACUGGUAGCCAUUUGAUUAGCUAUUUAGUGGUCUUGUUUAGCAGUCUUAUGGCUUGGGGGUAGAAGCUGUUCAGGGACUUGGUGCACUGGUACCGCUUGCCAUACGGUAGCAGAGAGAACAGUCUAUGGCUUGGGUGGCUGGAGUCUUUGACAAUUAUUUGGGCCGUCCUCUGACACCGCCUGGUAUAGAGGUCCUGGAUGGCAGGGAGCUCGGCCCCAGUGAUGUACUGGGCCGUACACACCACCCUCUGUAGCGUCUUGCUGUCUGGUGCCUUGCAGUUGCCGUACCAAGCGGUGAUGUAGCCAGUCAAUAUGCUCUUAAAGCAUUGGAGGAUCUGAGGGCCCUUGCCAAAUCUUUUCAGCCUCCUGAUGGGGAAGAGGCGCUGUCGUGCCCUCUUCACAACUGUGUGGGUGUGUGUGGACCAUGUUAAUUCCUUAGUGAUGUGGACACCGAGGAACUUGAAGCUCUCGACCCGCUCCACUACAGCCCCAACGAUGUGGAUGGGGGCGUGCUCGCCCCUCCAUUUCCUGUGGUCCACGAUCAGCUCCUUUGUCUUGCUGACGUUGGAGGGAGAUGUUGUUGUCCUGGCACCACACUGCCAGGUCUCUGACCUCCUCCCUAUAGGCUGCCUCAUCACUUACUGGAAUGAGAAUGUCCCACAAUUCACCUUUUAUGGAGAGGCUCUCUCUUCCUCCUGUGGCCGCAUUACCCAUGAUGCCCCACAGCGGAUGAGGGAGGGAUAUGCUGGAGGCGUCGCUGCUCUGCUCUGCUAACCACUCUGCCAGAACACUGCACUAAUUGAUGAAGAGAGAUUGCAUUCUCUCCCCUGCUCCUUAUCAAACUUUUUUUAAGGCACCGGAGGGCACUUCUUUAUAAAGUCGAUAAGUUUUAAAUGUAUCAAAACAAAAAUUCAGCCUUAAUCAGUGAGCAAUGUUGUUUGAAAUAGAGUUUUGAUCUGUCUGGGUGUAAUUUGGACAAAUAUACACUUAUCGUAUCAAGAAUCUAAGCUGUUCCACUUUUUUACCGUAAUGGGCUUUUUUAUCAGAUGUGUGCCCUGGUUCUGUUACUGAGAAACAUGGGGCCAGCUGUGUAUCACCAUUACAGCUUGUGUCAACAUGUAUACGUUGCAUCACAUCAAUCUUGCACUCAGCAGGAGCGGACAGAGCUAUUAUGUUAAAAGCCCAUUUGCCUGACAUAUUCUUACUGAAGAUGGCCUCUCGCAGGGGAGGGGUCUGAUCUGGUGAAUAUUGAUAGGUUCAUUGAUUGAGUGAUUGGUCUCGGGUGAUUUAUCGAUUGAUUUCGCUUCCAAAUGAGCUGCGAGAGAGAGGUGAGCCCAGAGGAAAACAAACCACAUUCUCCUUCUAGCUCUGGCUUUACAUAAUGAGACAACACUGAUUUAUUUUGGGUACUGCUGCUGUUUUCAUUAGGAUGUUGUGUGGAGUUGUUUUUGGAGUCCAUUUUCAACUGAAACAUACAAGAAGUGUUAUAGACUGAAAUCACAGGAAAGACAAAAUACAUGCUAAAGGACGUUUUCCCCUCACCUGACUGAUCAAAGUCAAUCUCAUAUCUCCUGGUUUUAGGAAGACUUGCGGGGCGUCGUUGGGUAGUUAGGAGUGCAUGGACUGUGGAUGGGGGAGUGGGAUAUGUAGAUUAAUGCAGUGGAAAGCCAUCCUUCAAAGUGCUUAGAAUAAUUAGAGUCAGGCCUCCAACAGAAUGGGCAUGUCACUGGAGGAAAUUGUGUUUUUAUUUACUGUGGUGGCUCUUCUCUCUACCUCUUUAUCUCUCUCUCUCUCUCUCUCUCUCUCUCUCUCUCUCUCUCUCUCUCUCUCUCUCUCUCUCUCUCACUUUCACUCCCCCUCUCUUCCUCUCUCUCCCGUUCUCUCUCUUCCUCUCCCUCUCUCUCUUUCUCCCUGGAAUCCAUAUAGUUGUAGAGUUAUAAUUCAGGGACGGAGAGUUUCAGAGUGUCUUUAAGGUGCUGUCACUGAACUGGAUGCAUUUCUCCGAUUUGUAUCUCUGUACGAUGUUUGGGCGUGUGCAUUUGUAUUCAGGGCAGAUCUGAGUUUGUGUAGGUGUGCAUGUACUGUAUGUUAAUGUUAAUGUUCUUUAUUAGCAUGUGUGUGAGGGUUAAUGUACUUUAUUAGCAUGUGUGUGAGGGUUAAUGUACUUUAUUAGCAUGUGUGUGAGAGUUAAUGUACUUUAUUAGCAUGUGUGUGAGGGUUAAUGUGUGGGUGUGUGUACAUGCACAGUAUGGGUGUGAAUGUGCGCGUGCAAUGCAUUUGUGUGAAUGCAUACGUGUGUGUGUAUGUGUGUGUGUGCGUGGGCGUGUGUGAAGGCAUUUCCCAUCUUAGCGGUGGUGUGGGCUUUUUUUCGAGGAGGAGAGGGGAGAAAAGCCAUUGAUAAAUUGAUCACAGUGAAAUUGUGGAGUAUUGAGACAUGUUCUAAAUCCCUCCCCCAUCGGUCGGCCUCCCUCCCUCCCACACACACAAUGCACCGCGCCACGGCUCUGCUCCAGCAUCAAUUACUGUGGAUUGCGUGGUUGACAGAGUGUAAACCAGGUGCCAGCCCUCAAUCCAAUUAAAGAGAUUUAAUUGGGGAAAAUAAAUGGAGUGUGUCCGGGAAGUGCUGGGUUACCCACACUAAGUCGAUUUUUUCCUUCUUUUUGAAAAGUAAGGUAUUGUUUAUGAAAGACUGAAUUGAAUCUAAUAAAGGCUAGGGGCUAUUGGGCUAUUGCAUUUCCCCACACUGCCUCUACUUCCUCCACAGGUCACUAAUGCAAACAAUCCAAUCUCCCCUCUCUGAAAGGUGUACUGGGCUCUCUAAACAGGAUUAUUAUCUAAAAUGGCCCCAUCAGGUGUUUCGGCCAUACACUGCCAGGUUUUAGAUGGUGAUUGUAAUUCACCUUUGCCAGCCUUUUAGGGAUGGAUCACUUUAGGAGUGUUUGUAACUUUAAAACAACACCUUUAAACAACACCCAAUAGAUGAGGACAGCCGACAGUCCCCUUGUCUGUUUUAAAUAGCAUUAUUACUCUAACUACUUCUGUAACCAUUGAAGCUAUCCAUUACGAAUGGGGGAGUUUUUUCUCUGUUUAACAUGAGAAUCCUCUGUGGUUAUCAGUGUAGUUGUAGCUUGACACUGUGAGUGGAAAGGAGACUGAAGCACCAGCAGCAGCCACAGCUCCAUGCAGGAGUUAGCCGAGCUAAAGAGAGGUGUCUAAAGUGGUCAGGUAGCAGCACGCCGUGCAGUGGUCUCUCCUCUUCCUCCUCCAUGUCUCUCUCCCCCAAUCUGUCCCAGGGGAGGGGGGAGUGAGAGGAGGAGCAGCAGAGCCUUAUCCUAGUCUUGGUCUUCUCUUCACGGGACAGGGAUGAAUAAUUCAGCAUUGUUAGCUGUCUGCUGCUAACCCAUCUACAAUGAAACAGUCUUACUGCACAUCAAUGAUUUAGUAGACACCCUGGUUCCCUCCCCCCUUUAGAGGGAAUCAUAUGGAGCUGACAGAGACUCCUUCUCUUCACCAGCUCCCUCCACUACUUCCCUAUAAUUGGAAAGAGAAAAAUCUGGAAUGCUGUAUCAGGGAUCUGGCAGAGCGGUAUAGGCAUUUAAACAGCCAUUCAGCAAUGUCAACCUGCAGACGUGUGUCUGGGGAGUGCACCCACUAGUUAGCCCCGAAGAGGGGAGAGAAUUUGGGACAAAAGACGUGACAGAGUUUUCAGCAGACACAUUUCCUUAGUUGGAAAAGCUGUCUCUGUCUGCGGCCUAUUAAACAGUGAAAUACAUAUGUAUCUGGAGUGGAAGAGCUCUCCGAUUUGAGCGUCUUAGAUGUGUCUGUAAUAGGACCAUCCUCGGUUCCCUGAUUUGAACCCCUCUUAAAAUCCCUUCCAGCCUCCUCUGCGUCUCCAUCUCCGUUCUCUCCUUCCCUCGCUCCUCUCCUCCCCACUGCAUCACACUAACUCUGCACCACGCUCACCUCUUCCCUUUUUCAACAUCAGACGAGCAAAUCAGCAGACAAGCGAUAGUACAAGUUUUCCCAAGCUUUCAAGAAUCACCACCAUUUCAUCACAGAUAAUCACAGUUAAUAACCCUUCUCAUUAAGGAGACGAGGAUCACGGGUCAUUAAUAUUGUUAAUAUCUCCUCUCCUUUUCUCCCAUCACCGAGUGCCAGAGGGGCUGGAAACAAAAGGAGGACUAAAAAAGAGCUUAGCACGACAGUGAUUAACCGAUUGGGGUAGAUGGACUGUGAUGAAUCAAAGUUAUCUCUCAAAUCUUAAUAACUGGAAUUAGCUGCUGAUUAGAUGAGCUUGGGCUACAGCGGAGAGCAGUAGGCAUGUUCACUUCAAAGAAUAUGGCCCAUGUAAAUCUGUCCCUCCCCUCCCCAUGCCCUCCGUCCACAGAGCAAAGAGAAACCCACCGAGGCAAAGGGAAACCAAAGAGAAGGAUUACAAAGGGAGGAAGAACAGAUCUGAGUAAAGGAAGAAAAGAGUUAGACAGUGUAAAUGGUGCAUUUUACCUGUUUGCUUCCCGGUAUUAGGAUCUUUCUAUUUCUGUGUUUGCUCUCCCCCCUCUCUCUCUCUAUCUCUCUCUACAGUAGGAGGUGUCAGUGUCUCAGUGACAGGGUCAUAAUGAGAGUGACACUGUCUCAUUUGCAUAUGUUUUGCCAUUGUCACAGCGGUCAACGAAUGUCAUGUUGAGAUUCCUGCAUGUUUAAGCGCUGGCAUUUGUCCCUUAUGAGGCACUCUGGCCUCUUAUCAUAACCCUCAAAGAGAGACCACAUCACAAUGACACUCAGCUGCUUCCUAACCAAAUGUUGGUGUCACUUCAUCAGUGUUGAAUUACAGUAGAAAAAUACUAAUUUGCCGGCUAAAUUAGAUCUAGUGUAGAUCAGUGGAUCGACACGGUACGAGAAUUGAUUCACAUGUGUAUGACCAGAAUCAAAAUAAUGUGCCUGAUCAACUGCUCAAUCAUCAAUUUUCAUUUCAGAUAGGUUCUUUAUCUCCGUGAUCAAUGGCAAUUUCUAGAAAUUGAAGAGUCUUAUCAAUUUAGAACAUGUGUAAUAAAAGUAUACCAAUAUCAAUCUGUUCAUGUAAUUUGAUACAUGAGAAGGACGAUUGAGAGGGGGAAAAGACUAUCGUGUAUCGGACUGAGAUUUAUUGUAGUACAUUUGAUCAGGUUAAAAGCAACGCCUGCGGGCUUAGUUGAUUUAAAAAACGACACACAGCCCACAUGUCUAUUUAAAUUCCGACAACAAGUCUGGAAUAAUUAGUCCCUGAUGUAAAUAUCCUGUUACACAACAAAAAGGCAACAACAUUGAAAAAGGCAAUUAUCUGCUUUUAUGGUGUGGGGAAAGCAUGGCGUGUCUGAUCAUCUGUAAAUUAUAGUUGUUUUUAAAGAGCCUGUUGGUUUAUUAGGAGCUUUUUAAUGCGCCGUUCUCCAGCCCCAGACAGAUCAGAUCCAUGCAUGGCUGCUACGGCGGGCGGGUGGGUGGGUGGGUGAGGAGGAGACAGACAGGUUCAUUACAUGUCACAGGAGUUCAAAGUGAUCCUCUGUCUGCUCUGUUUAUUAAGUGGCGCUCCAGUCGUCUCUGAGGUAUAGUAACACUUGCUAGUCGCAGCACAGCAGAAGCUAAGAGCAGUCCCAUCUCGAUCGGCACAGGCUGAGACUCGGAGUGUGGUGUUGUGCGGUGCAGCAGCAAUGUAAUAAAGAAAUCAACAAGGGAUAGAGGGAAAUUAACUCUCCCUUUAAUACCCUGUCCGAGGGUGAAGCCGCGUUCACGUGCUAGUUGGAACUAGGAAACUCUGACAUUUCUGACUUGCUAACUGGUUGCAAGUUAUACAUGUGCUGCGUUCAACCAGUUAGUAAGUUGGACAUUUCUGAGUUUCCUAGUUCCGACUAGCAUGUGAACACGGCAUGAAUCACAAAUAAGUGCUCCCAAUAAUUAGGAAAAAUCAUGUUAGAGGGAUUGAAACAUAAGUGACAUGUGAAAACGAUUAAGGCUCUUGAAGAAAAAAAACACGGUGUGCAAAAAAUCUCAAUUCACUCCAGGGGGCCGAGUGUAGAUGCAGUAUUUAUCUCCAUAGAGAUGAGAGUUGGCAAGAGAGGAAAUAUGAAGGGAAAUAAUAAUGCCGUGCCUAGCCUAUUUGGAUUCCCAAACCUGCUGAAGAGUGGUGUGGAAGAACACUGGGGGUAGCUAGGGGGAUGCAAAGGCUUUUCUCAGGUGCUUCAAAUCUGCAUUAAAUUGGGCCGCUGCAUCUCCACCUCUCCAUGCUCUCUCCCCUCUCUCUCUCACAAAGUUUCGCUGUAAUUGGCAGACAAUGAGGGGGAAAAGCCAGCCGGUGCGCCCGGAAAUCUGCUUCAUCACGAGAAACCCAACUGGAGGAUUUGUUUGUUGUUGUUGUUUACCUCUGCCUCUGAGUUGGGCUUUUCUGACUGACCUUGAAUGGAUGGCAGGUGGUUGUAAUUAACAGGCUCUCCCUGGCUGGCUGCAGCCUCUGGUGAGAUGCUAGCGCUGCUAACACUGCUAACUCUAACGGAGUGUUGGAGCACGAUAAUAUGGCUUUGCCAAAUUAAAAUGGACCUAGCUAGACUCAAGCUUUAUUUAUGUGUGCCUGUUAAGACAAAACUAAUGCCAGUUGCUGGAUGUUCAAAAUCAUCCCAGGCCUGCCUCACUGGCCUGCCUGCCUUUUCUGCCUGUCUGUUUGUUGGAGUUCAAUUAGCUGGGUGUCAGUAGCGGGGUUGAAAACAACAAGGGUAUUUUAUGCGCCUGGCUGGCUGAAAGUCCUUGCUGUGUUUUGUUUGUGUUGCAUGCUCUAAGUUGGCCCACUGUUGAGCUACGUGACACUCUCCGUUUGUCCCCACUCUGUUUUCUGCUGCAAUGGCCCAAUGGGAUUUGUCACAAGUUGGCCUUCCUCUCAGUGAGGCAGUCAUUAAAGUGAGAUGAGUGCUUCUCUUCUCUAUGUCUUGGAGCUGUGCUGUCGCUAGAAAACACUCCACACUCUCCUCCUUUGGACUCACUGCACUGGAUAAGUUCUUGAAAACUUGAAACAUUUUAAAGGGUUCCUGUCAACAUGCUAGUUCAGUAACUAAUUUAGGCUACAGAACACAAAUAUGUGCUGAAUUACCCAGAAAUGAAAAUUUUCUCGAUAUUCACCUGGUAUUCUUGUAGCUCAACAUCUCAAAUGGAUCAUCUAACAUUGUAACAGGUCUAAUGUUGGAUCUGGUGACAGAUUAACCUGUGUGGUAGAGACCUUUUAAGGUCUUCCAGUCCCUAACAAUUGAGUCCGAGCGGCUGACUCGGUGUGUCUGAGUAAAAGCCAUAAAGCUGCCCACUCAAUCACACGUCCAUAGCUGAUAUCAUCAGUGGCUCCCAUUUGAGUGAUUUCCCCCUGGAUUCAAUGCAACACAAUUAGUCGCCUACUGUCUUUAGCCUUAGCUUUGCCCUCUGACCUCCCAUUCACAGUACAGGAACUGACACCACUCUGCUGAUAUGAGUUCUCCCCAGCUACUGUAUGUGAUCAGCCCAUCUCUGCCUGGCCGACUCAGAGAGCAAGUCCCCAGCAGCUUUGCUGAAGAGGAUCAGAGAUUGUUGGCCACUGGCCAAGAGCUCUACCCAUGGUAUCCAUGGAGAUAGAAUGGAGCUUCCAUCAUCAAAGGAGCUAACACCAGUUAGCAGUUACAGUAGUAUCUCUCUCCACCUGUCUAUUGCCCUGUGUUUCUCUCUAGACGAUCAGGUCUGGAAGUCCAAGCCAUUUGGGCCUGCCCAACCUCCUCGCCCCGUGCACCUUAGACAGUGCUGCCUAAUGCUGACUGUAAAAACAAAAACUCUGCUACCAAAAGUGAUUUCCUUAAGUAAGGGUUUCAAUCCAAUUUUACACUGGGAGAGUGCUUAAGAUUAAAGAGAGUGUUUUUUAUUGUGCUCUUCUGUAAUAGGGGUGGAGCGGUAAAGGAGAGAGAGAUGGAGAGAGAGAGAGGUGGGAGUAAGAGAUAGCAUGAGCGAGAGAGAGAUAGGAGAUCGAUACAGGCUGGCCGUUUUGUCUGGAUUCCUGUAUUCCCCUUGGUCCUGUCGAUGGAGGAGGGGUUUAGCUAACUCCCACCACCUGGCCUUGUGCGGGGGCGCUGAAUUACAACGGAGGGACCUGCUCGCCCAUCGUUAACACGCCUGAAGGUGGACGAAUGCUGCCUGCCGCCCGGGGCCUGAUAACACCACACAAACGACCAGGAACAGUUUUUCUCCAGCCAUAACUUAACGUCUCCCCCUCAGAGCCAUGAGAGAUGGGAGAGAUGGGAACUGCGACCUGCGCCUGAGAGCUUUAUGGUUUAUAUGGUGUUGGGGUUUUCAUCAGGCACUGUGGAUUAUCAUGAUGAUGCUAAGCCAGCACCAGCUAAAAGGGCGUGUGGUCGCAGAGGGACCAACGCUACUCCUGCUGAUUUGCAUGGGCCCUUUUUUCUCUCCGAGUUCAUUUCUAGUUGAAUAACUUGUUUGUCACAUACAUCAGAGAGAAGGGGAAGAUCAUACGAGAGCCAGUGUUACUUUGUGUUUCACUAAUGAGCCCCGUUCUCUACUCACCCCUCAUAGCCCCCCACUCCUUGCUUUUGGUUUGCUGCCCUUUGAAACAGUGCUGUGGUGCUGUAUAGUGCAGUACAACACUUUGGUUGCUGUCUCUCUCUCUCUCUCUCUCUCUCUCUCUCUCGCUCUCUCUCUCUCGCUCUCUCUCUCUCGCUCUCUCUCUCUCUCGCUCUCCCUCCCAGCUCCAGGUUGUUACCCAGUGUUGUGUGUCACAUGGCUCGUUUCAGUCCCAUGCCCUUGUUUUAUGCUUCAAGAACAAUAGGCGUGACACAAAUACACUGGUGCUCUGUGCCUCGCCAUGUCUAACAGAAUGCUUUAAUGCAGCUUUGAUCUCCCUUAUGGUGUGAAAACUGUUUCUCAUACAUGCCUUAUUGUCAUCUGGACUCAAGCUUUCUCUCCAAAUUGAUUUGUUGAUGUUAGACCACUAUGUGAAAGGUCUCAGCUGCUGCUGUGCCAUGAGAAGCUUCCGUUUUUUAGGUAGCUAACCACCCCCCUUCCUUGAAAUGGGUGCUUAAAAGUUUAAAAAUUGCCGACAUCAAGAGUCGCCUUGAAUAAGGAUGCCCUGCAAUGCAAGUGGGUUAUAUAACACCAUGACUAGAGGGAGAGGAGAAGUAGAGCACAGGGGGAGAUAUUUAAAAAGUUUCAGCACGAAGAGAGAGGGAAGAAAGAGACGGGGGGAACGAGAGGGGAGGUAAAGAGAGAGAGAUGGAGGUAGGCAGGGUAGGUGAGGUCAGGGAGGAGUUAAGGGCGCAGGCCUUGAGACUGUGGCCUCUCUGGAAGCUGGUCAAUCCUCCUCAUCUCUCAAGGCUGAAGGGCCUCUCUUUUUUCAUUUAGAUAAUGGAGGCAUUUCCUUAAUUGGCCAAGUGGUUUGGACUGUGGUUUGUUUGGCAACACAUCAGUGUAGCAUUUUUUCCAAAACAUUUACAGCGCUGUGCUGCACGGCUCCAAUCCCUCAUUAAAGCACAGGCCUCCUCUCCUCUCCUCCAGCCCAACUAGUUACGGCUGUCUGUGGAAGCCUGCCUGCAACAUGGAGGCCAAACAGCAAUGCACACAAGUGAGAAAAAAGGAAUAAAAAGCAUUUAUCUCUCCUCUCUCCAUCCCUAGCCAGUUAAGGCUUGUAAAGGAAGAGACAGAAACUUCUCUAUCUGUUUACUGUUAUUGUUUUUCCCCUUACCCAUAAGCCUCUUUGUCUUCUCUUAUCGGAGGAGUUAUGCGUUCAGCUCGUGUGAUCUGUAUCUUCAAAUUUGAUUGAGGAUAUUUGGUGGGAAUGUGUUAUUGGAUUCUGGCGUUAUUGUCUCACCUUUUUUAAAACACAAUUGUGGGUUUUUUAAUGUAAAGAUCUGGUAUCUGUUCCAGCAGGGCUCAAUGUAGUGGAACAAUAAGACAUGCUCUCCUGUAGUCCUAUCAUUGCUCUGCUUAACAAUGUGCACCAGCAUGAGAGAAGGGGUUUGCAAAGUGCCUGCCACGUCUCUACCAACCAUCUAUCACUUAAGUCACUUAGGAGCACAGAGACAGAACAAGACAAGUAGGACAGAAUGAGAGAGGGAUAUGAGUGAGGGAGGGGCUGAGAAAGAAGAGCCAAGGACAGGACAGAUAUAUCAAGUAAGAUGCAGGUAGUAGAUGUUCAAAGAAGAAAAGUGGAACACAGAAAGGAAUUGGCUGCUCCUAUAACCGACCUGUCAUUUGAAUCAAAGGCUCUAAUCAAAAUUGUAUCAAUUAAUUGAUCUUUCCUCUUGCGCUUUGCCAUGAGUGCAAUUUAGUUUCCCCCUCGCUCCUGCCCCACCACCAGAGAACCAUGCUCUACACCAUAAACUAUGUUAAUUAAUAAUGAUCAAGGAAUCCUCUAAUCUGGGGGGGAAAUAUGAUAUAAUAGAUAUUUCCCUGAGAUACUUAGUUUGCAGGACAACUCUUCAUCUCCCCAGCUACUUCCAAAGCACUGGGGAAACCAGCAUGGCUUUCAUGCUGCGUUGUUCUCUAGUACUACUAACAACGUACUCCGCUGUUCUAACAAUGUAACUUUAAUCACGAGUGAUGUGGAACAAUUAAUGUAACUCUGUCUUCUCCUCUUUGUCUUAACAGGGUAACCAAGAGGCCACCAACCCCCCAGAAGCCAUGGCCCAGCCGUACACCCCUGCCCAGUACCCGCCUCCUCCACAGAAUGGCAUCCCGGCCGAGUUUGCAGCGCCCCACCCCCUCCCCACACAGGACUACACUGGGCAGAGCAGGGUGCCCGAGCACACCAUGACCCUCUACACCCCCACACAGACGCACAGUGAGCCGCCCGGCACCGACAACAACACGCCCGCCAUCACCGCCAACACGACUGUACCGGUCAGUACCGCUCAACAACACAAUACACACCUGGCAUUAUCUUAAAUUAGGUUGAUGACCGGAGGUGUUUAAGGAACCUUCGCCUUAAGACAAUUAACAGUAGGAUUGUUAAUAAAGGCUUGGAAGCAGGAAGACCGCAAGUGAUGGAAUAUUACAUUUUACGGUCAUAAGGUUGUGCAACGGCUCGUUAGGUUAGGUAACGUUAACGUUAACGUUACACAACUACCCAGAGUGUUCAAUGGUGCAGGAGUAGACUUUGAUGUCAGAAAAUACAUAAAGAUGUCAAAGCGUGGAGCUGAUUCUGCGUGAGUUGGAGUUGAUUGAACUUAAUUGUAAACGCUGUGGCGAAAUGAAAGUGCAUUUUUGAGAAGCUCUCUGGAAAACGUGGAAACCUGAGGUGUUUUAUUUAUUUCCACCAAUGAGAUUCAACAUUCUGUACACAUUAAUCAUUUAGUCUCUGUGAAAGGGGUACAAGCCCUCCUCCUGAUCCAUUUGGUUUUGGAGUUAGUGGAAAGGAUAGGAGGGAAAGAUGCACUCUAUGCCUGCAGGGGCCUGGGCUAGGCCAGCCAAAAAGCCCUGCCUAAUUGGUCAAAUUAGCUAAUUAGCUGUAAAUGUAUAUAAACCUCUGAGAAUGUCCCUCAACAUAUUGCACUGCCUCCUGAGGAGCAUCCGCUAAGCCAGGGUUAUCCACAGACACUUUCUCAGAGUUAAAUAUGGGGAAUUCAGCAUACAGCUAUUAUUCCAUAGUAAGAUAUGUCAAAUUCAGCAUACUACACCGCUAUUUCUCCACAGUAAAAUAUGUUGAAUUCAGCAUAUUACAUCGCAAUUUUUCCAUGUAGUUAAAACAUCUUGAAGUACGUGGUAUUUUUUCAGAAUUUGAUAUGUCAAAUACCGAAUAUUACACAGAUACUUUCCAUAGUUAAAUAUAUAAAAUUCUACAUAUGACAGCUAGUUUUUGUCAUAGUUCAAUAUGUUGAGAUCAGCAUAUUCAGCAGCCUAUACUUUGGACAAAUAGGACAGAGCAAACACUAUAGCAAUGUGAGCCCACUAGGUAGGCUUUGACAUGUGGUUUAAAUGAAGUGAAAGUAUACAUAAUAUAUUUCAUAUAUAAAAUAUGCCAUAACCUGGGAUUCACCCUUUCUAGAGGUGGUCGAGGAUCAGAGAGGAGGGUUUAGCGGAAGUCUGUUCUCCCUCUCUCUAACUCCUGAUAAAAAUAGAAAAUCUGACUUCAGUCCAGCCUUUCUUCCUUUCCUCCCUCUCUUCCUCUCUUCCUCUCACAUGAAAACACUCGCUGGGAUAGGUCAGCUGGGGGUCAAGGCUGCCCCCCUGAGGGAUUCAAGUCACCCAUAAAAAAGAUCAUUAACAACUCAAUUUUCCUAGCCAUAGAAACACUGAAGCACCAUGGAUAAUGGGUGGAAAAAGCAGCUGUGAUGUCCAGGUACAGAUACAGCAAGGCCAUGUUUAUAACUGUGGCAUUGCUCUGUAAUGAAAUCAUGUUUGAUUUGAAGAUGUGUGUGACUCCGUCGUCAUGGCUGACUCUUAAUGGCAGCUACGCAGAUACACUGGAGUGUGUUCAGUGAGUAAGGAGAGACUUUGCAGGAGGUUCCACUCCCCUGCUCAGAACCCUGCCGUAUCACUGCCUCUCAUUCCCCCACACCACUCACUCCUCCGCCUUCCGUGCUCUCGCCAUUUUAUAUUUGAUUUCAUUUCAUCUGUCCGCCCGCUGUGAAGAAAGCCAAGUGACGUGGCCAUGGAGAGAUGAGAGGCGGCCCUGCUUUCCUUCACGGCUCCCUUCCUCUCUCUCACUAUCUUUCUUCCUCUCCCUUUCCCUCCCCUUCUUUUCCCCACUCUCUCUUUCUCUCUACCCCUCUCUCUCUCCUUCUCUCUCCAUCUCUCCCUGCCAGUGAGGAGAGAGGGAUCAGAUUAUAGGGCUGUAAACAGAGUGGCUGGCUAAUCCCUGGGGCGGCUGGUGUAGGGGAGCGCUCCCCACCGCUGUGCCCCCCCCCCCCCCCACCACCACUGCUGCUCCGUGCUGCGCUCCCCUGCUUUAAUGACAGACCCAGCCUGUUUGCUUUGGGUGCCACAGAAGGGCGCGGGUGUCUUUGAUUAGGACACCCUGCAGAAACACAGAUUGGGGAGCAGAUCAGCACUCACUGGGCUCCCACUCCUCAGUGCUUUACUCUGCCUGUCUCUGAAAACGUAUAGACUUUUAAAGAGUCAUGAAGAGAAGAGAAUGAAAUGUAUGGAUUCUGUGUGAAUUCCCGGCAGAGGGUUGGCAGUGUGUGUUUAAUGAGAGAUCGCCUCUCUUCUCUGUCCUCAUCUUUCCAGUCAGUCCUGCUCUACUCCAGGGAGGUGUUGUUGUCCAGACUCAGACCUCUGGGGCCUGCUCUGGGACUCCCAUGUUCAAACGACACUCACAUGAAAGAGGGUGACUUGAGGAUAGAAAGAGGCAGCCAAACUUUCUCCAAAUCCUCAGAGAGAGAGAGAAUAGGGACUGUAGUAGAGGGCUGCCAGCAAGUUCUGUUUCAAAAAAGCAGAGCUCGUUAUCUAGCAAGCGCCAUUCAAAUAGUCAGAGGUUGGGUUUGGAUUUCAUGAGUAAUCAUUAUUUUUAUUCAGAUAACAAAUUAAGGCAGUGUCGUUUGGACUGCACUCAAUUCCAGAUUUCUCUAAGUCUGUGUCAGCUGCAUGAGGACUAUCCAAAGUGGAUUCUGGGAGCUUGUGAUAACACAGACACAUGGGCUAUACAUAUGCAGACACACAUACAAUUCAAGCACAUGGAAGAGCACGCACACUCACUCAGACGAUCUCUCUUAGAGAGAUUUUGCGAUUCGCAAGAGAUUCUAGCAGCCUAUGGCUCUCAGGGCCUGGAUGAUGAGUGUAUAUAGGACCCAGUUAAAGGGAAUGUCUGUGUUAUCUAAAUGAAUAGCAGGCCAGGGGGAGGGAGGGAGGAGGGGAGGGAUGGAGGAGGAGGGGCUCUACUCUACCUCUCUCUCACCCCCUGCUAUUUCAGGUGACUGAAGAAGGGAUGCGUUUGCAGUUUCUUUAUAGAAGAGGAAACAAACAAUGGAGGAUUGGGUGGUGGGGGGGGGGGGGAUGAAUUAAAGGAAGGCAUUAUAAUUAUUGUGAGCGACGACUCGGUAUCCCCCCCACUUAAUCGGAUGUAAUCUACCUGCUUGGCAGCGUUCCAAUCAGAUAGUUUCAAUUAUGUGCUUGUAAUACCACUGAGAGGAGGGGGGAUGUGCUGAGCACAGCACUUUGCAAGUGAUUUGCAAAUAACGGCGAGGGAGUCUGUUAGAGGAAUGAGUGAACAGGAAGCAGGGUGGGUGACUCGCCACCUGAGAUGACAGCUACGCUUGGCGGGGGCGGUAGCGGCAGGCAGCGGGUGGCGGAUGACGCCGGGGGUUGCAUCAUCCUCCCCCCAGCAGCCUCCCUCGCCAUGACUGUGACAGCAGCCGCCGGGACGGUAAAGUGCCACUGAACGUGGUCUCCUAUGGCAGGAGUAUUAAACCGGGGAUCCGAGGUAUUGCAGGGGGUCCGUGGAAAUAUAUAUUUUUAAAUUAAGUGGAUUUUUCCCCCCAAUGUUUUUAUGAAUAUCGCUAGCAACAACAGAAUAAAUACAUUUUAAAUUACAUACAAAAAGUAGAACAGAUGAGAAUAUCACAUUUCUAAUGAUGUCAACAUUAUUCUUCAACUCCUAAUAUUGAGCAAAUUACACUCAUCGGAGCCAUACACUCAUUGGAGUAUCUGACAUAGGCUUUGAAAAAGCACCCGCGAAUAGGUUACCAUUGUGGCAAGUGCCACUGACUGCUGGUAAGCUUUCUUGUCUUGGGCAUUCAUUUUUGCCAACACAUGGCUAACCUUUGUUUAACCAGCUAAACAACUGCUCUUAGCGAAAAUGUGUUUGGAGUUACCUUUCUAGCUAAUAGGCUAUGUUAGAGUUUUUGAUUUGAUUUGAUUUAUUAGGAUCCCCAUUAGCCGACGCCAAUUGCGACAGCUAGUCUUACUGGGGUCCGACAAAUAAAGUUACAUACAUUUAAAAACAACAUGUAGUGUGCGUGUGUGUGCAUCUAUCAGUACACAUACAUGUCAGUACAUACACACAACAAGUUUACACACAAGAGUUUACACUUCCUCUUCCAAUUAUAAUGUGGGGAGGUCAAAAUAAUGAAAAACUAUCUACCAAAUCUAUUCAUUUUAAAUGUUGAUAACUUUUCCUUGCCUUUAUCAUUACCCAGAUGAUAAGACAAGACGUGAAAUUUAUUUAUUUCCUAGCGAAUGAUGGGGGUCCCUGGGUCGCCGGUUGCCUGGGAAAGGGUCCCUGGGCAAGAAAAGGUUGUAGACCCCUGUCCUAUGGUAAUACGCAUGUCAUUAUUUUACACUGAAACCAUCUCACCUUCUCUCAACCAGCCCGGAUCCGGAUUAUCCCUCAGGAGGAGCAAUGGAGAUACAAUGGCGCUAAACUCACUAACAGAGACACAGAGAUAGCUAUAGGUGGAUGAGUGUCAGUCGUAUUUGUAUUUACCCUCUAGUCAGUAUGGAAGAAGUGUGUGAAGUAAAAGGGAAUCUGGAGGUUUGCUAACACACAGCUAGAGGACCCCAUGAUAAGAAGCCAGUAGCCAAGCUGGAGGACAGGACAGUGAGUCAGUCGUUGUGUAGUCUGGUAACAUACGGUAAAGGUCGAGAGUGUCAUGUGUGACCGAUGAAACAGAUUGACCCGUGGUCCCUAAUGCCUUAUCACCCUCCACAGUAGUCGGGCAUCUGUCUGCCGUGUGUCACCCUGGGACCCAACAUGGCUACUCAGGCUAUUAACCUCUAGCACAGGAGGACAUGGAACACUGAAGACCCCCUUCCUCCCUCCUCCCUUUUCACUCUGUCACCCACUACUCUACCAGCCUGAUACUGGAGCUAGCUAGCCCAGCUCACCCCUCCACUACCCACCAGCCUGAUACUGGAGGCUAGCUAGCCCAGCUCACCCCUCCACUACUCCACCAGUCUGAUACUGGAGCUAGCUAGCUAGCCCAGCUCACCCCUCCACUACUCCACCAGUCUGAUACUGGAGCUAGCUAGCUAGCCCAGCUCACCCCUCCACUACUCUAUCAGCCUGAUACUGGAGCUAGCUCUAGCCCAGCUCACCCCUCACUACUCUCACCAGUCUGAUACUGGAGCUAGCUAGCUAGCCCAGCUCACCCCUCACUACCCAAUACCAGUCCUAUACUGGAGCUAGCUAGCUAGCCCAGCUCACCCCUCCACUACUCCACCAGCCUGAUACUGGAGCUAGCUAGCCCAGCUCACCCCUCCACUACUCCACCAGUCUGAUACUGGAGCUAGCUAGCUAGCCCAGCUCACCCCUCACUACUCCACCAGCCUGAUACUGGAGCUAGCUACCCGCUCACCCCUCCACUACCCACAGCCUAUACUGAGCAGCUAGCCCAGCUCACCCUCACUACUCCAUCAGUCUGAUACUGGAGCUAGCUAGCUAGCCCAGCUCACCCCUCUACUACUCUACCAGCCUGAUACUGGAGCUAGCUAGCCCAGCUCACCCCUCCACUACCCAACCAGCCUGAUACUGGAGCUAGCUAGCCCAGCUCACCCCUCCACUACUCCACCAGUCUGAUACUGGAGCUAGCUAGCUAGCCCAGCUCACCCCUCCACUACUCCACCAGCCUGAUACUGGAGCUAGCUAGCCCAGCUCACCCCUCCACUACCCACCAGCCUGAUACUGGAGCUAGCUAGCCCAGCUCACCCCUCCACUACUCCACCAGCCUGAUACUGGAGCUAGCUACUAGCCCAGCUCACCCCUCCACUACUCCACCUACGACUAGCUACCGCUCCCCUCCACUCACCAGCCUGAUACUGGAGCUAGCUAGCCCAGCUCACCCCUCCACUCUCUGCCAGCUCUGAACCGACUCAGACCUCAUCACCCCUCCCUACUGUCUGACCCUACUGGCUCCUGUGCCCUUCUCCACAUGAUAACCUCUGAACAUCACUAAACAUCACUGAACAUCACUGAACACAGGACUUUCAGACCUGCCAUCACCACCGUGCCCUACCUGGAUGGCUGGAGGGGAGACUAAGUGGGACCUUGAAUCAAACAACUGUCAGUGUUAACAAUGUAUGUCACCAUCUCCGAAUGGGCCAUAAAAGCAAAUAAAUGAGGGCCAUUACAGUGGAGAUUGUGAUUAUGAUAAUGAGAAUAAUAAAGGCGAUCAUCAUUACGAUCAUGAUGAUAAUGAUAAUACUGUGAUGAUGAAUUAUAAUGAAUAAAUCCCUAGCCCAUUUCCUAAAUGGCGGGAGAUGUAUCACCCAGGGGUCUGCAGCCACCCGACGGCCUUGGAGCAGGGUGCGGGUUGUUGGAGGGUGGAGAGAUGUCUGUGUGUGUCCGUGUUCGUGUGUUCUCGUCUGCAGCCUGCUCCAUGUACCUUUUUUGUUUCUCAUCUAAGCCUCCUGUCCUUCGCUUCUUAUUUUUACCCUCUCUCUCUCUAAACCUAGGCCUCGCUCUUUUUACCCUCUCUCUCUCUAACCAUGCCUCGCUCCUUAUUGUCACUCUCCUCUCUCUAACACUAUCCAGCUCUCCUCCUCUACCCCCUUCACUCUCCUCUCUCUCUCUACACCUCCUCAUUUCCUCUCUCUCUCCGCUCUCCUUAUUGUACCCUCUCUCUCUCUACCAGCCUCGCUCCUUAUUGUACCUCUCUCUCGUCUCUAUGACCCAGCCUCAGCCUUCCUUAUUGUACCAUCUCUCUCUCUAACCAGGCCUCGACUCCUUAUUGUACACCUCUCUCUCUCUAAGCCAGCCUCGCUCCUUAUUGUACCCUCUCUCUCUCUAAACCAGGCCUCACUCCUUAUUGUACCCUCUCUCUCUCUAAACCAGACCUCGCUCCUUAUUGUACCAUCUCUCUCUCUAAACCAGGCCUCGCUCCUUAUUGUACCCUCUCUCUCUCUAAACCAGACCUCGCUCCUUAUUGUACCCUCUCUCUCUCUAAACCAGGCCUCGCUCCUUAUUGUACCCUCUCUCUCUCUAAACCAGGCCUCGCUCCUUAUUGUUCCCUCUCUCUCUCUAAACCAGGCCUCGCUCCUUAUUGUACCCUCUCUCUCUCUAAACCAGGCCUCGCUCCUUAUUGUACCAUCUCUCUCUCUAAGCCAGACCUCGCUCCUUAUUGUACCCUCUCUCUCUCUAAACCAGGCCUCACUCCUUAUUGUUCCCUCUCUCUCUCUAAACCAGGCCUCACUCCUUAUUGUACCCUCUCUCUCUCUAAACCAGGCCUCACUCCUUAUUGUACCAUCUCUCUCUCUAAGCCAGACCUCGCUCCUUAUGUUCCCUCUCUCAUUUUCUUUUUCUUUCUCUCUCUCUUUUUUCUCCCUCCUCUCAUCAUUUUUUCAUUUAUUUCACAACACCAGAAGUGUCUGUAAGAUGUCUGUGUUUUAAUUUUGGUAAACACAUUUAAAUGAUCCAAUUUGUUGUUAUGCAGACAGAGUUGGUCCCUAAUGAUCCUUCCAUGGAGAGGAUAAAUGGUUCUGAUGACCAGUGAAGUUUUUUACAGAAAACAAAUCUUGUGAAACCAUCUUCCUCUGAAACUGGGUCGGUUUGAGUAAACAAGCCAGCAGCCGUGUUGAAAUUCAUCACUCUUGUCUGAGGGAGAAACAAGUCGGAUUUGUCAUAGACAUCAGACAUGUCAUUUAUAUCACAAUGUCAGCAUUGCAUUCACAUAAUGAUGGAGACAACAACGUAGGAGCUCUGGGCCUCUGCACUCCUACGGCACUGAGCAAACACCACCAAUAAUGUGUCUCAAGUCUAGAUGUGUCAGAAGCGCUAGGAUCUAUAUCCAUGCCUUUCUGUCAAACCCCUCAAUCUUUCUUUCCUGUGGCUCCAGAAGCUAAGUGCAAGAGAUUAAUAAGCAGAUUUGUAAUGCAUGACCUCAGGUUUUAAACCAUAACUCAUCAGCUGUUUAUCGUGUUCUGCUUCUCGCCAGAUUGAAAAAUAGCUAAGUUAGUUAGCCGGUCCUCCUCUGUCUCUCUUCCCCCUCACCAUGUGACCCGAAGGUACAGUAGUAGGAACUAAUGAGCUGCUUGUGUCUUUCUGCUGUUUGUUUCCCUCUGGCAGACAGAUGACGUGACGCAAUCAGAGGUCUCCCUGCAGCUCCAGCUGCAGCUUUCGGACUCCUCGGAGAAGCAGCAGCCCAAGAGGUUACACGUCUCCAACAUCCCCUUCCGCUUCCGCGACCCCGACCUGCGGCAAAUGUUUGGGGUGAGAUCCCUUCCCUCUCCCUAGAUUCACUGGGAGAAACCAUUCUUUACCCACCCACGCAUGUCACGGUACCUGCCUGGAGUGUGUAUUGUCUCUCUCUCUCUCUCUCUCUCUAGAAAGUCCAGACACACAUUCAUCCUGAUCCCUGAACAGGUGUACUCUCUUUUACCUUGAAGUGUAACUUCUCUGUCUCGCAUUUCACACCAGUCCUAAAAAUUAACACAACAAAAAAAGUAUAGAAUUAUAAUGGAUCCGAAUCGGGAGCAUUGCCCAAAAAUAUAAUUUGAAUGUUGCAAACGCUAAUUUAGGUCAUUAUAAGCUACAGGCGUUAAUUUUCAUCAUUAUGGAGACGACGUCAAACUGAUAAUAUUAAUUACAGGAGAGCCCUGGAUACGGCGUAAUAAAUUACUGACGAACACGGGCGGCCUCUCCCCUGUCUCCCUCUCCGCUCCCGCUCCCCUCUCUCUCGCGUCUCUCUCCUCUCUCCUCUCUGUUCCUCUCCCACGCUCUCUCUCUCUCUCUCUCUCUCUCUCUCUCUCUCUCUCUCUCCUCUCUCUCUUCUCUCUCUCUCUCUCUCCUCUCUCUCUCUCUCACUCUCUCCUUCCUGUGCUGUCUGAUUGUUGGGUUUAUUGUUUCCAGCUCUGGAGCAGGUCCUGUGGAAUCCAAAUUGCCUCAGUAAUUAGCUUGGAGGCUUUGUGUGCCCGGCCGACGUGUGUGUGCAGUGGCCCUCCCAGCAGCCCUCCCCUCCCUAACUUUCCAGGCAGUCGAUGGCUGGGUCCUGGGAUUGAUGGUUGUGGGCAGAGCUGGUUGCUGGUUGGGAGAGGAGAUAGCAUGUCUGUGCUGUAUUAACGUGCCUGCUCAGCUCCGGCUCCACCCCUGGACAUGGCCUCCACAAUGACUCUGUGUGUGUGUGUGAUCAGUGGUGUGCAGCCCCAUCCCUCUGGCUCUAAUGGCUGACCUGCCGCCAGGGGCUCAAUACACCAUUACCGUUACACAUGAGCAGAGCCCGCAGACAUACAGGCAGGCAGAGGAAAGCGAAAGGGAAAGGUAACGGUGAGAUGGUGCAUGUGCCAAUGGUGGAGCAGUGGAACCCAGCGCAGCGCAGCCGAACCGAGUGCUGCUGCCAAGCCCCCAGGAGCUCCAUCUGCUCCCACACGGUGUGAAGAGCCCCUCUCUCCAGCUUUCCAGUGACUUGCACGCUUAGCAUGGGCCCUCCAUCAGCCACCAGCAGAGAGCUAACACAGACGCUAGCUAGCCCCUAAACAAGGAGGGAGGGUCUGAGAGUUACCCUACCCCUCCGUAGGGGUUAAGGGUGCAGAGGAUGACCCUCUGAGUCACUAACGAGGCGCAGAAUGAAAGCCUCAUUAAGGCGACUGCUGCGGACCUUAAUCAGUGAUUAGAAAAGUGUGAUAUUUGAGAGAGCGGGCGAUUAGAGGAGUGAAAGGAAAACACUCAAAGCAGCGCUAGCUCGGGUAGCGCGGCGUACCAUGCUGUGCUGCUUGAGGGUGUCCUCCUCAUUCUGCUCCUGGGUUCUUUAACAGUACUCCUUCUCGGCUGCUUGACAAGGGCAUUCAAUGAAGAAACAUCUCUGGGCAAUCAGACCUCUGGCCCCCAUGCUUUCACACUGAGCUCCAGUCUAUCUCACCAGCCCCUACUCUGCUACUCCCAGACAGUAGCAACACUCUACACUACUACACCAUGCUGUAUUAUGUUAAUGAUAGCUAGCCUCCUCACAGCAUUCAAGUGUUGUAGCCUAUCAGAAGCAGGGAUACAUACGGUACCCUAUCCGUGGUUGAUAGCUCUGCAUUCCAGUUGAUCACAGUGUAGAAAUGCAUUUGCAUCUCAGAUAGGAAGUGGAACGAACGAGCGAGGCCUCAUAAAAAAGAGUUCACGAGAUACAAAUAUUAACUAGCGCCUAUGAUUUUUUCUAAUUUCCUUAUUGAUAUGUUGAUUGUUUACUAUGGCUGAUCUGGGGGUGAGGAAGGAGGUGACGUCAGUCCCCCAGCUCUGUCUCUGUCUCCUGAGACCCCUCCGAUUGAUGCCAUUGUUUAUUGGCGGUGGUGCUGAUGCAGCUGUUUGCGCUGAGCUGGGGCUGAGCUGGGGCGUGGAGGGGUGUAGGGAGGGAGGAUAGUGUGGGAGCGGAGCGGCUGAGAUCCCCGGUGCCAUGUGGGAAAGAUGACUUCCCCAGAAACGAAUUAAUUGACGCCACAAGCCCAUUACUCUUGGUUAAAACAAUUAGCAUCUGCACAUUGCAUGGGGAAGCAUUGUCAUCUCAUGCAAAGAGGGGCACCACGCUGGGAUGUAAAUGCCUCUGUGUGUGAUGGAGCCGGGUGCGGUAAAGCGCUACCAUUGGAAUCAAUGGAGCUGAGCGCCAUACGAGGCAGAUGUGGAGAGGGGGCCUAUGUAGAAUUGCAAUCCCAGAUGAAAAAGAUGUACGCCCCUGGCCGUUGCCUGUUGGGAAGGUCAUAAAUAACUCUGACUUUUUUUCUCAGGCGUUGUGGGGGUCAGCACUUGACCCUUGGGGAUGAAGGAUGUCAUAUGUGUUUUGCCAGCCCAUAAACCCUGCUUCUCCACCAGACCCACUCCCCUCAUCACUCUCCUCACUCUCCUAUGGCCGGAGCAGGCAGAUAAUAGCCGGUUCUUCCUAACCCCUAUUAGUGGCUCAGUCAAAAUGAUCCAUCCAUUCCCAUUGAGUGCCGACCACAUGGAAGGCCUAUUUCUUCCCUGUUGUGCCCAAAUGAAGGCGAUGCGGACCGCUUGACAGGGUAAUUACUUUUAAUGAAAUAAUACGGCCAUUGUAGACAGCAAUUAAAAGUGGCUCUCACUCCACUCAUUAGGGGGAACUUGCGAUUGGCUUUCAUUCCUCUGUUUUCUAAUGCUCCGAAGUCGAGCCUGUUAAAUCGAAAGGCUUGAGCAUGUUAACCCCUUGGGACCAUCCCUCGAAUCCUGUUCACUGGGAAAACAACACACACUCACACCAACAAAGAGCGAGAAAAGGAGAGGAGGCGAAAGAGAGAGAAAAUGGCAGGAACCUGUGUAGAUAGAAAGAAAGCCACCUGUUUGUUGGGCAGGCAGAAGCCCUGCUGGUCUGUCUCUUCAUGUCAAAUCCCAGUUUCAGGGAUUUGAGAAAAGUAGUUUUCCUCAGGAGCUGCUUCACAUCACAACCUUACAAACAACCACCUUGCCAUAUGUUGAUGUAGCUUUUCUCUGUGUGAAAUAUCUUCUGUUUCUCUAACUCUACUGUGUUUACAAUAUUUGUUUUAACAAUUGUUUACGUAAUUGAUUUCAUGAAAUAGAAAUAACACAGAUAACACAGUACCUUUAUUUUGCAUUAAAAAAUACAUAAUUUGAUAAGCUCACAAUAUAUAUUUGACAUCAUUGCAUAACAAUUGUAACAUUAAAUGCAUGGCAACAAUAACCAUUUUCUGACUCUUUUCAUAACUCCAUCUCUCCUCUCUUGUCUCCUUUCUCACCGCAGCAAUUUGGAAAGAUUCUAGAUGUGGAGAUUAUCUUUAAUGAGCGAGGAUCCAAAGUAAGUGAACUAGAACCCCAGCUGCUUCAUUACCAUGUACUUCUUCUGUUUAGUAAUGAUGGCAUUAGUGCCGUGUGUACAUUGGCUCAGACUAGUGUUCUCUAAGCCUGGUCCUGGAGAGCUGGAGAGCUGCGUUCAGGCAUUCACUCCUCUCUCUGCUGCCUCUUUGGUUGUUGUUCUAGCUUUGUGCUCAGUUGGGGAAUCAUUACCCCUGUCAAUCAAUCAAUCUGUGAUUGAGCUGUUUCAAAAUCUCUCCGGACCAGGAAUACAGACCUCUAGUUUUGAGAGUCUAAUAGUCAACCCAGAUCAAAUAUCAAGUGCUUUAGCAAAAAUAGAACCAUCACCGCCAAAACAGGCUCAGUGUCUAUACAUGUACAGUAGCUCUAUACCAUGUCCUAUAUAACAUCCUCUAGUGUAAACAGCCCAGUGCUAGUCAUCCACUGUUUAUUUAAGCGUCUGUGCCAAGCUCCAGAGCAUUCCAUUCAUAAAUUAGACAGCCUCCUCUAGCUGGGUGUUCAACCAUGAAUGGGAUCGAUUCCCACUCCUACCUGGUAGUUUGGGGUCUGUGUAAGGUAUACAGCCAGCCCCCAUCUGGGAACCUAUACUCUGCUCCAACUCAGCCCCCACAGCCAGACAAGAUUGAGCACCGGAUAAAGCUGCCUCCUCCGCCGUAACAAGCAUUUAUUGUUUGUGCCCUACAAAGCCAUUACCCAUGAUGCCUCUCUCCUGCACCCUGCACGCUAUAUAAUGAACCUAGCAGGCCAUUAAUAAACAAUCUAUUUUCUAUGAAGCUUUGGCAAUUUGCGUUCAAUAUGUUUGUCUCCUUUGAAAAAUGGAGGCUCCAUUCUCCCUCUGUGUAAGCUAAUUAUUUGUGCAUGAUAAAAAAAAGAUAGAGGGGCCAACCAUAGUCAGGCGAAAUGUCUAAAGGAUUAAUUUUGCCCUCAAUUCCUUUUUGAAUUUAUUUCUUUAUCUCUCUCUCCCCAAGGACAGCUACCGUGUUAUUUAUGCUCAAAAUAGGAGCUCGCAGAUCCUGUGUAUGCAUACAAGAUCACAAUGCUCUCCAUCUCUCACAAGUAUUAUAUAUCUUCAAGCAAUUAUCAGCCUGGCCGUGGCUCCCUCUCCCUCCCAUCCCUGUAUAUGUAUAUAUAGAAACUAAAGGACUGGGACUUGUUGGGCCAGCAUAUCUUAAGGCUGGUGAUGGAUCUCAGGCCUUGUCUCCCAGUCCCCAUAACUCAAGCUGGUGACAAAGGCCUCAGGGGAGGGGGCACGUGGGGGUGGAGGAUGGGGGAUGGGGAGGAGGGUAUUUCGGUGUGAGUUUAAAGGAGAUAUCCCCAUUGUAAAGCCAGUGUUUUUUUCUUCCACCUCCUUAGAGGUAGAAUGUGAUUUAUUAAUGUACAUAUGUUGUUGGUGAUAUGUAUAGCUACCUUUAUUACCAACCAAUACCUUGAUAGUAUGGUAAAUGCCCCCAUCAGAUUUUAGACACAGCUAAUACAAUGAUGAAUGGUAAUAUAAUGAUAUGUCUAAGAAAAAGAGCCAACAUAUGGCUUAAUUUAAUUGCUACAGAGCAUACUUUGGCUAUUGUAAUGGAUUAUAAAUGGUUGAUGAUCGAAUUAAACUAAAUUGCUUGAAGAAUUUAUGAAUAUUCCUUCCUUGCUCAACUUCAUCUCAUUCCAGUGGGGGUUGGGUGUUGUUUUUCCUAAGGAUACUGUUGAAGUCUUCACAAUAAUGAUUAGACUAUAAUGUUGCGUAACAGAGUGUAAUGCCUGCGAUGCUCAGUGACAUUCUCCAGAGGUGGUUUGUGGUGUUUAAUUGGGUAAAACAGGCAGGUUUGUUAGUGUUGGUGUGUCUGUGUGUGAGGCUGUGUCAUCGUUACCUCUCCUUGAAUCUCUCUGUUUGCUGCUCCUGACGUCUCGCUAACAACCACAGAAUUAAUAACACUGCUUAUGUACAACUCUACUUCCUGCUGCUCACCUAGUCCUGUCUUCUCUCUCUUCUUCCCCCUCUCUCCUUCCUCUCUGUGUGUCCCUAAUCCCCCUCCUACCCAAUCUUUUACCCAUCCUGUCUACCUUCCUGUCCCUGUCUGUCUUACUGGCCUGGUGACACACGUGGCUCUCUCUUAGGGCUUUGGGUUUGUAACUUUUGAAACGAGCACAGAUGCCGACCGUGCACGGGAGAAACUAAACGGUACAAUCGUAGAGGGACGCAAAAUAGAGGUGCUUUUCCUUAUUUCCUGUUUCCUUUCUUCUUCUUCUUCUUCUUCUUCCUCUUCUACCUCCUGCCUGCUGACCUCUCCCUUGCCCCUGCUCUCACCUUUGUCCCACAAGAUACCUGCAUAUAAGCAUGUGCCCGCUGUGUGUGUGUGUGUGUCGUGUGUGUGUGUGUGUGUGUGUGUGUGUGUGCAUGCAUAUUGGUAUGUGUCGGAAGCACUCAGUGGAACCAGGGAUCCAUACAUGUCAAGAUGGACGUGCCAGUUUUCCAUCAUUAUGCCUGGAGAGGGAAUGUAUGCUCUCAUCAUCCCAUAAGGACCUCACUGUCAUAUCUGGAUAAAGAAGACCUACCUACCUACCUACCAACACACCCUGUUGACAUCAAUUGGUCUUGCCUGUUUAAAAAAGAAUAAUACUUUUCAUGUUGGUCUUGUUUACUAUAAAUGAAGGCCACUAUUCAGUCAUUCCCAUCAGGUCAAAAUGGAGGGAAUCUAAGUGGUCUGUCUUUUUUUGUUUUUCUUUUGAAUACGUUUGUUUAUCCAACCAAUUACCUGUGUUGCUUUUGGCUUUUUCUCUUUCAUAUCCGUAGGUAAUUGGUGCAUGCUUUCCCACUUGCUACAGUAAUAGAAUCAUCUCAAAAGAAAAUGUAAAUCAUGAAUACAUUAAUGUAAAGGUGAUUUAAGGCCAUUGUCUCCUCUGGCUAAUUGAACCUCUCCAGUCUUGUGAACUUCUAUGGUCAUUUGCAUAAUUCAGACUAAUUUUACUGAAUUUGUGUGGUAUUUCUCUGCCAGUCAUUUGGCCUGCCUUUUGGAUGGGUAUUUUAUAACUGUGGCACCAUUUUGUUUUUUGGGGGAACAGGUGAACAAUGCAACAGCAAGAGUGAUGACAAACAAAAAAGUGGCCAACCCGUACACAAAUGGUAAAAUCUGCCUCUUGUCUAAGCUACAACUUUGUUCAGAUACUGUACAUGAAGGACAAUAUUCACUAGUUUGGGGUUCUCUUACUUUGUUUAACCCUGCUUAACCCAUACACACUCUCUCCUCUCUCUCUAUCUCUCUCUCUUCUCUCAAUCUCUCUCUCUCUCUUUCUCUCUCUCUUUCUCUGUCUCUCUAUCUCUCUCCCCAUAGGCUGGAAGCUGAACCCUGUGGUGGGAGCUGUCUAUGGUCCUGAACUGUAUGCCGGUAGGAGAUCCUUCUCUACUCCACUCCUCUAGUCCUGCACCACUCUAGCUUUACUCCACUCCUCUAGUCUAGCACCACUCUAGCUCUACUCCACUCCUCUAGUCUAGCACCACUCUAGCUCUACUACACUCCUCUAGUCUAGCACCACUCUAGCUCUACUACACCCCUCUAGUCUAGCACCACUCUAGCUCUACUACACUCCUCUAGUCUAGCACCACUCUAGCUCUACUACACUCCUCUAGUCCUGCACCACUCUAGCUCUACUCCACUCCUCUAGUCUAGCACCACUCUAGCUCUACUACACUCCUCUAGUAUAGCACCACUCUAGCUCUACUACACCCCUCUAGUCUAGCACCACUCUAGCUCUACUACACCCCUCUAGUCUAGCACCACUCUAGCACUAUUACACUCCUCUAGUCUAGCACCACUCUAGCUCUACUCCACUCCUCUAGUCUAGCACCACUCUAGCUCUACUACACCCCUCUAGUCUAGCACCACUCUAGCUCUACUACACCCCUCUAGUCUAGCACCACUCUAGCUCUACUACACCCCUCUAGUCUAGCACCACUCUAGCUCUACUACACUCCUCUAGUCUAGCACCACUCUAGCUCUACUACACUCCUCUAGUCUAGCACCACUCUAGCUCUACUCCACUCCUCUAGUCUAGCACCACUCUAGCUCUACUACACCCCUCUAGUCUAGCACCACUCUAGCUCUACUACACCCCUCUAGUCUAGCACCACUCUAGCUCUACUACACCCCUCUAGUCUAGCACCACUCUAGCUCUACUACACCCCUCUAGUCUAGCACCACUCUAGCUCUACUACACUCCUCUAGUCUAGCACCACUCUAGCUCUACUACACCCCUCUAGUCUAGCACCACUCUAGCUCUACUACACUCCUCUAGUCUAGCACCACUCUAGCACUACUACACUCUAGCAGUGCUUCUAUCACACAGACCCAAUCCACGUCUACCCACUGGUUUUAUUAGAACCUGGCUCAGUCUCAACCUGCUUCCAACACAACAUUCUCUGUAGAUCAAAGUGGAUCUGGAAUAGAACUGUGGGCCAGAUAAGAAGUGGAUGAUCCAAGCCUCACAGAGAGAGUGGAGGCAACCUGAGCAAUUGUUUGUGGGGUGUGCACUGUAAAGCCGAAAAAAUGAUUUUAAGACCAUGCCACCCCAGCAACUGUUAUCAGAUUGGGGAGGCUGCUGCCGUGGAUGGAUUUGCCAAGUGCACCAGAUUGACUUUUACAGACCUAACCAAAUAAGGGAGAUUGAGUGAGCGAUAUUUUUGGCACCUUCCAUGUCGAAGGCUGGUAUUCCUCAUGGUCAGGGUAAUGGAGGAAUGAGACAAGCUCAGUGGGGUUUUCCCUAUCUCUCUCCCUCUACAUGCCACUUUUAUUGCUGUAUGUUAUAUGAACCCUUUGCAUUUUAAUGAGGGGGAAAUGGUACUAUUUCAUUUGGAAGAAGUGCUGAGCACAUCGCGCCACUUUAACGGCUUUCCUUUCUGCUCAUUAGACUAAAAUCUGUUCAUUCCCCGGACAGCUUUACGGCGAACCUCUAAAUAACUGUCCAUGACAGAAAGCAGUCAUCUAUCAUUUUCAUUUCAUCUCCAGACCCUCUCACCCUCCUCCUCAACCCCCUCACCUUCCCCCCAACACUCCCCCUGUUCCAACACCAUCUUCCCUUGACAAUUACACCCCCCCCCCCCCCCAUACACACACACACCACCAUCCCUUUCCCAAUACACACAAACACACUCCUCAUGAAAUACUCAGAUGCAUUCAAAAUCAUGCAGAUCCCAUACAAAUGAAUACACACCAAGAUAUGUUUAUAUAUUCACAACACUCACAUUUUUUCAUUUAUAGAUUCACACAUUCCUAUACACACAUAUUCUGACCUAUGCAGCACACAUGCACGUACACACACACACACACACACACACACAAACACACACACACACACACAAACACACUCACACAGAUACACACACACACAAACACACUAGCCCAAAUCAUGUAAUAAAUCAGAGGGAGUGUGGUCCACCAUUCCAGGCAGGGGAAGCGGGGGGCGAUGGUGAUUUAUUGGCUGCUAAUUUUUCAAGUCGUCUUGACAUGGCGCUGAAGUUUGCCAAGCCUAAACGACAACAUAUGCUUGCCAGCUGGGGACAUGGGAAACAUAAAUAAGAGAUACCUUUCUGUAACAAAAAGGCCUAACUAGGAGCCAACAGGUCUGCCUUUAAACAACAGCUGACCCCGAAAGAAGAAACACAUUUUAGUGGUUCCAUCCAUGGAGGUAUUCUUGAAUAAUCAUGGCUACAUUUAAUAUACUUUGGGUGGGAGUGAAAUGGGAUGUAAAGGUGAUUAAUCACUGUUUAUCAGUCCUAAUUUCUGUGCGGGAGAUCAGUGAAAUUGGGAGCUAUAAAUCGUGGUGUGGUGACAGCGCACUCCGUCUCCAUUCGUCCUGGCGCUACAGGUUUAUUGUCCUCAAAACCCAUUCAGGAGAAUGACGGAUGAGAGCUUCACGCAGGCUCCCUGCUCUUAACCUCUUGCAGGGUACACUGGCUCCUCCUACUGAUAGGAGGCUGCGUGGCGGUGACUGGGGUAGUGGCGGCACCAGCCCCAGCCCUGUGGUGUGUACCCCCGGACCCAUGUCCUCUGCUGCCUCCUGCCUCCUCUCCCCCUGCAACCCAAGACUUCCCUGGAGCCCUCCGUAAGGGAGCUGUGGAGGGGGUCCUGUGAACAGCAGGCGCAUUGGGUUCCCACUCAAAUGGACUGGGGGGGUAGGGGGUGGGGGGGGGUAGAGGGUGAGAGAUAUUAGGGCAGAGACAGAUAGCAUUGUCUAGUAUGGGGGAUAUUUUGUUGUAUUUUCGUCAAAAUACAUCUCCAGGGAGAAAUGUAUAUUACUAUGAAAAUAUGAAUAUUAUGUAAUACCUCAACUCAUGAUGAUGGUAGGAUGUAUUUCAAUGGUGUAUUUCCUAGUCUUUUCUAUAGCAUGGUGUGUCAAUUUCAGCACAAUUGACAGCUACCAAGCCGCUCUGCCUGCCUACACUAACUGAACCAGGGAAUCCAUUUCAAACAAGACUGUACGAGUCAGAGAGCCACUUCUUCUCUCUCUGCUACUAAUUCCUAAGGGGAUAGAAGGAGAUGAGUAGAGCUCUUGAUGUUUUCACUUCCAAAGGUGAAGUUUGGUGUGGACCGUCUGAAAGCCACCAGCUGAGUAAAUGACAGAAUAGAAAGGCUAAUUGUCAUAUUAAUAUAUCUGGACAGAUCCUCUCAUUGUUGAGGGGAUAAUUAAGCUCCAGUGACUUGAUUAGAUUAAGCUGUUUUGGGUCCCCAGUGCUUGAAUUAAGUGCUCAUUCCACUGACUUAUUUGAGAAGGAAGCAUUAAAGAGAUCAACAGUGAGAAUUUUUUUUCAAGGCUGGCUUUGACCCCAUAAUUUGCACAGAGCAGGAUUAGGAGAGGUUAGGUCCGACUGGCUGGCUGGCUGUGUAAAGGUAUUGAGCUCCCCUCAACUUGACACAUAUGACAUAUGAGGUGCGGUGUGACCCUGCCGCCCUCCAGCACAUUACUCCGAUUUUCCCCCAGCCAUCCAUCCUCUCUCUCUCAGAAAGGUGUUUGACUUUGGUGGCUAGACCAGUUUUGUGCUCCCAAACGCCGCUGUAGCUGUUGUUGCUUUUCAUGGGUUUACCAAAGUGUGACAACAACUUUUGAUUUAUGGGUUAUUAUUGAAGCAGUGUAGCCUAUCGCCAACUCAUUAUGAGUUUACAUUCACAUAUAUCAUAGAACGCAGAUUGCAAACCCCCCCCACCCCCCCCCCCCCCCCCCCCCCCCCCCCCCCCCACCUAAAAGAAGGAAAUUGAAGAUUUGGAGCCCUAAAAAUGCUAGCGAUUUGUACAAGGGAGAAAAAAAAAACUCCUGAAAAUAUCAAAGAGGAUUGUUUUUGCCAUUUAGCAACUGAGCUUAUAUGUCAGACUCUCCCAAAAAAAGACUAAUUUAAAUGUCAAGGUCAGCAUUAUAAAUCACCAAAGCGAAAGGGCCACCUUGUGAGUCUUACCAGUUUAUUGCUGCUGGGUCGGCAGCAAACAAAGUGCCCUGGCUGCUCGGGAGGAAAUAGGGGGAGUUUCCCGCCCAAAUGACAUGCAGGAGUUGAAUAUGUGUGGAGCCCCUAAUGGAGGGAGAUGUUAAUGGCGUCAGACAUUAAACCUGGCUGUCCGUGUUUUUAAAACCACCACUAAUCUGUCUCCCUGUCAGCAGGGUUGCUGGUGUGUACUGUUCAUUAGGACGCUUCCCAAUCCCAUCCACCUGCAGGGUUAACACUACAUUACACUACAUACAGCUAGCCGUAAUGGCCAUUGUCCCCCAGGCUAAAUCCUAUACCGGUCUAUAGGAGUGGUUCUACAGUGAGGGAAAAAAGUAUUUGAUCCCCUGCUGAUUUUGUACGUUUGCCCACUGACAAAGAAAUGAUCAGUCUAUAAUUUUAAUGGUAGGUUUAUUUGAACAGUGAGAGACAGAAUAACAACAACAAAAUCCAGAAAACUGCAUGUCAAAAAUGUUAUAAAUUGAUUUGCAUUUUAAUGAGGGAAAUAAGUAUUUGACCCCUCUGCAAAACAUGACUUAGUACUUGGUGGCAAACCCUUGUUGGCAAUCACAGAGGUCAGACGUUUUUUGUAGUUGGCCACCAGGUUUGCACACAUCUCAGGAGGGAUUUUGUCCAACUCCUCUUUGCAGAUCUUCUCCAAGUCAUUAAGGUUUUGAGGCUGACGUUUGGCAACUCGAACCUUCAGCUUCCUCCACAGAUUUUCUAUGGGAUUAAGGUCUGGAGACUGGCUAGGCCACUCCAGGACCUUAAUGUGCUUCUUCUUGAGCCACUCCUUUGUUGCCUUGGCUGUGUGUUUUGGGUCAUUGUCAUGCUGGAAUACCCAUCCACGACCCAUUUUCAAUGCCCUGGCUGAGGGAAGGAGGUUCUCACCCAAGAUUUGACGGUACAUGGCCCUGCCCAUCGUCCCUUUGAUGCGGUGAAGUUGUCCUGUCCCCUUAGCAAAAAAACACCCCCAAAGCAUAAUUUUCCACCUCCAUGUUUGACGGUGGGGAUGGUGUUCUUGGGGUCAUAGGCAGCAUUCCUCCUCCCUCCAAACACUGCGAGUUGAGUUGAUGCCAAAGAGCUCCAUUUUGGUCUCAUCUGACCACAACACUUUCACCCAGUUCUCCUCUGAAUCAUUCAGAUGUUCAUUGGCAAACUUCAGACGGGCAUGUAUAUGUGCUUUCUUGAGCAGGGGGACCUUGCGGGCGCUGCAGGAUUUCAGUCCUUCAUGGCGUAGUGUGUUACCAAUUGUUUUCUUGGUGACUAUGGUCCCAGCUGCCUUGAGAUCAUUGACAAGAUCCUCCCGUGUAGUUCUGGGCUGAUUCCUCACCAUUCUCAUGAUCAUUGCAACUCCACGAGGUGAGAUCUUGCUUGGAGCCCCAGGCCGAGGGAGAUUGACAGGUCUUUUGUGUUUCUUUUCCAUUUUGCGAAUAAUCGCACCAACUGUUGUCACCUUCUCACCAAGCUGCUUGGCGAUGGUCUUGUAGCCCAUUCCAGUCGUAUUUCCCUCAUUAAAAUGCAAAUCAAUUCAUAAAAAUUUUUGACAUGCGUUUUUCUGGAUUUUGUUGUUGUUAUUCUGUCUCUCACUGUUCAAAUAAACCUACCAUUAAAAUUAUAGACUCAUCAUUUCUUUGUCAGUGGGCAAACAUAUAAAAUCAGCAGGGGAUCAAAUACUUUUUUCCCUCACUGUAUACGAGGUAUCAUAUAACUCCAUUGCAGACUUACUGUAAAAUCACUACGUGUGAUUCCACUGUGUUUAGUGUCCAUUGGAAGAGGAGAGGAGAGGGGGAUUCUGGGGCGAGAGCAGGAGGAACCUUUAACACAGGGCCAGGUUAAUCAUGUUGAGACAGAGAGAGAGAGAGGGGGGAGGGUGUUUGUAUUUUUGCCAGGUUAAUCAUGGCGAAAAGAGAGAGGAAAGAAGAGAGAGAGAGAGAGAGAAGAGAGAGAGGGAUAAGAGAGAUAGAGAGAUGAGAGAGAGAGAGAGAGAGAUUUUUCCAGGUUAAUCUAGAGAGAGAGAGAGAGAGAGAGAGAGGAGAGUGAGUUUGGGUUUGUAUGCAGCGCUGGCAGUUCGUAAUCAGACAGUGACUGGACUGAUUGAAGGUUAAGGAGAGAUCUGGGGAUCUCCCAGCCCAGAGCCUAUCCUCUAAUUUAUAACGCUGACCAUGGCACCUCCCCCCAACACCCCCCACCCAUCCCCCAUCACCAUUGGCUGGUAACCGCUGCUGGAGGACAGGUGUGGGACUGUGAUAGGCUGAGGGGGGUCACAGAUGGGGUGUGGGAUGGGGUCAGCCGGAGGUUUGGGUCUCAGUGGUCCCACUGUCCAGCCCAUCUGCUCCAUGCUCCCCCAGGGCCUGCACAUCCAGCAUUGCUGCACAGCAACCUUCACCUCCCACCUGUCUGUCUGUACUACAACACCACACAACACUGCUCCUUACCUACCUACAACAACCUAGAACAACCUUCCCCCUCCCCCUCAGCUAGCAUACUGUUGCCUAAACCAGGUGAACGCCACGGUGUGAAACUAGUGGGAUUGCAUCCAUUACCAGGCUGUGUUUCAAGGCUACCCCUGGGUGGCGAGGGAGGCGGUGGCAGGCGGCGUCAGGAAGGAUGCGUACAGCAAAAUGUGGAUCCUUGCUGAGUACGGCACAUAGCAGUGACUGGGGAAGGGGAGAGUGCUCGAUGAGGCGCACCCAGAAAAGAUUACAUCUAUUGUUUCUUUGUCUUUCCCUAAUGUAUUCUGUCAUAGGAGAAACCACUGCCACAUGUCUCUAUAUAAUGUGUUCUGUCAGUAAUGUAAGCAAUGCCAACAUUCCAUCUCUCUGAAGUCCUCCUUCCUAUGUGUUUUUUUCACAGUAACAGGUUUCCCUUACCCGGCCACAGGGGCUACGGUGGCCUAUAGGGGUGCCCACUUGCGAGGCCGGGGGCGGGCUGUGUACAACACCUUCCGCACAGCACCUCCUCCACCACCUAUUCCAGCCUAUGGAGCGUGAGUAUCUGUGGACCUGUAGUACACUUUACUGACAACAUCAACAAUGAACCAUGCUAUUAUAACAGUUCUACUCUCAAACGUUUGGUGGCUGCAUUUGCAAACAAUUGUGUUAUUUCAUGUGUGUGCAUUUGUGCAUAAGUGCAGAAUGUGUAUGUCUGUCUAUCUGUGUGUGUGUGUGUGUGUGUGUGUGUGUGUGUGUUGCAAAGGAUGAAUAUCAAGGCCAUAGGAAGCUAUAGAAAGCAGAGAUAGUAUAUUACUGGGCAGGUCUCACUGGACUGUGAUGAUCUCCUGGUUGAUGUGAAGCAUUCAGCCUCACACUUCUCUCUUAUCAGCACACUGCCUGCCUGGCUGGCUGCCUGCCUGGGUGUCUGGGUGGCAAUGGGAGUGUAGGGGAGAGGAGAGGUCUAGCUAACCCUGGGCCUAGCCUGGCUGCCUGGCUAUCUGUGAUUAGAUCAGGGCCUGUCUGUGGCGAUGAGUGGAGAGUAGAGGGGAAGAGAGGAGAGGGGAGGAGAGGGCUCCAGUGAUGAGGACGGGUCCUAGGACUCUGGGUCCUCUACACCUCCCACCCACUCUGGGGCUCUCCUCUCCUCUCCUCUCCUCUCCUCUCCUCUCCUCUCCUCUCCUCUCCUCUCCUCUCCUCUCCUCUCCUCUCCUCUCCUCUCCUCUCCUCUCCUCUCCUCUCCUCUCCUCUCCUCUCCUCUCCUCUCCUCUCCUCUCCCCACCUCCUCUCCUCUCCACUCCCUACUUCCUCUCCUGACGUCCCAGUGAUUUAUAUGUUAGCAUCAUGUGACCGAGCUCCUUCCCUGCUGAGCUCUCUCUUUUCAUCCCCCCGUCCCUUUCUCUACCUCCUCCCCUCCACCGUAGCCUCCUGACAACACUGCAGUGACUGGAAAUACCUUUUUUUUUUACCAGAGCAGAAAAUUGCAUGGGAAUUGUGAAAUGGAUGCAUUUCCCCCCCUAAAUAUGUCAUUCAUUAUUUGUAGUGCGCUGCAGCUGCUAAGAGCUGACCCUGUAGACGUGCAGAGCCCACUUCCAUCAUUCUUGUUUUACGCCAUGCAAAUGUCUGCUUGACUUGCUCUCAUUGGAAAUAGGCUAGGAUCUAAAACAUCAGUGUGCCGAUCCAAUCUGGCUGCAUAUAAAACCACCCAUAACCCAGAUUAACUCCCCCCAUUGCUCUCUCAUUUCACAGAGUGGUGUACCAGGAUGGCUUCUACGGAGCAGAAAUCUAUGUAAGUACCGUUGGCUCUUUCUCUCUCUGCGUGCUCAGAUGAAACAGAAGUAAAGCAGACAAAAGCAGCCAGCCCUGGAGACUAAAACGCAAUCUCUCCAGCCCCCAGCGUUACCCUCUGCCUCUCUGCCAAGCCCGCGUCGAUUAGGCCUCUGUCUGCCGUGCCAAGAAACCCGACAACAAAAUGUAAAACCCCCUCAGCUCCUCCCUCCUCUUCCUCUCUCUCCUAUGAUGUCAGACUUUGGCAAACAGACAGACCCCAGCUCAGUGUCCUGUGUCAAGUCGGGUCGUCUCUCCCCUUAAAAUGGCUUUUGGAGGUGGCUUGUCUCCGCCCUAUAUCUGUACCUGUCUGUGUGUUUGUGUGUUUGUGUAUGUGCCUGUCUGUGUGUUUGUGUGUUUGUGUGCGCGUGCGUCGUGUUUGCGAACAUACAUGCCUGUCUGUCUGUCUCUGUCUGUCUCUGUGUGUCUGGGCGGGGACAGCCCUCUCUCUGUCUGGCCCAGGGGGCCAUCGUGGGGCCUUAGUGAGCCUGUGUGCCUCCCAGCCAUCACGGUGUGAGAGAUAAGAGGAGCGGAGGCAGAUAAAGGGAUUAAGCUUCCCUCUGGGGCUGUCCAUGCAGGCAGGGGCCACAGCACACACAGCGUCAGGCCGGCCCCAAUGCACGCUGCCCUUGACAGAGAAAAGGGGGACGCUGUGGAGAUAAUGCUGAAAUUACCACGCUGCCCCAGUUUGACAGCAGUCCAAGCGUUUGGGGGGGAUGUAAUUUGUUGUUUGAAUCUGUAGGUUUUUUUGUCCUCUGCAAUAGGGAGAUGACAGCAGGCCCAGACAACAGUGCUACUGAUUGCCUCUUACUUUCACCCUGUCUGCAUAUGAGCAAAGGGCCAAUGUCUGGGAACAAAAGUGCUGGACUCCACAAUGAUAUAUGGCUCAAACACAGCCCCAUGUCGUAGCACUGUUUGUGAGUGGCUGUUAGCGACACCAGUGGCCGUAGAGUGAACAUUGUAGAGGAGAAGUGGCUUAAAGCGGUCAUGUCGGCCCUGGGUGUUUGGCUCCAAACCCCUCCCUCCCCCCUCCCUCCCUCCCCCCCUCCCUCCCUCCCUCCCUCCCCCCUUCCCUCCCUCCCUCCCUCCCUCCCUCCCUCCUCUCCUCACCUCCAGCUAAGCCCUGGGUCUCAGUGCCCUCUGACCAGUCCCGGGGUAUCUCGCCCCAUCGCUCAAGCCGUCAGUCUUUCCCCCUGUGCUUUACUGACAUUAGUUUUGGCAGUGGCCACUGCACGGACACUGAACGGCUUCAGACUGCCCGAGUGCACCCAGAUUUUCUCCUGUGACAACAACAGCAAGUCCCACAAGCCUCUCUGUCCUCCACUAUCAUUUAGAAGACAGUAGCCAUGUCUGUCACUGUCAUGACCUAGUCAAAUUCCAUUAAUUUCAACAGUCCUGAAGCACUUGCCAUUAAAAAGAGCAUCCAGGAUGAUACCACAACAUGAGACCCUGCUUCACAGGGAGUAUAUUAGGAAUGGUGUAUUCAUAUUCAUACACACUCAGGCACACACGUGACGUGUACACGCAUGUACACACAAUGGGGCGAGACACAAUAACAAAUGUGUUGGACUGUUGUGUGCAGGAUUUGACAAUGUGUGCAAGUGAUUUAUUGUGGCUGUGUGUUGUUGGGUUCUGUUGCUGUAAACCUUAGCCAUUACUUCCUGCCUCCAUGGGCAGGGGGGAUGACUCAAACCCAGCGCCUCUGACUUGAUUCCCCAAAGAGCCCUGGCCACAGUCGUUAGAUGUUCCAUCUCCACAGUAGUGUAGCUCGUCUUUGGACCCCCCCCUCCCCAAGUAAAAAAAUAAAUGAAAACAUGUAUCAUUAACAACCACCUAUUAGUGCUGAGCGAUUAACUGAAAUCUCAUUUAUUUUGAUUUUUUUCUGUGAGCUCAAUGCGCACUUUGCCCAGUUUCUCUAUAUUGUGCGAUGUAGUAGGGAGUUGUAGUUUCCAACAGGCCAAUAUUUGACGUAGAUUAUCGCGGAAAACGUGGUAAUUAACUACCUACUUGUCUGGUCUGUGUGGGGCGCACUGAGAGGGAGAGAAGAUACAGAAGAUGUGCGAUCGAGAGGGAUAGAGAGCAGUAUCUUACAUUUGACGUAAUGGACAGUCACUACCAUCAUGGGACUUUUAUUAAUUGUUUUAUUCUGUGCUGUUACAGCAUUCAAACGACAUAAUGCGUAGUGCAUUUAAUGUUUAAAAAAAGAUAUAUAUACGAAAACCGUGAUUAUUUUUUAAUAGUCAAACCGAAACCAAACCGAACUCAAAAAGCACUCUCAGCACUAUCACCUAUAUACCCACCAUAGGAUGUAGGAUGGAGAUGGGCCAACGCUCCAUUGGCGCUAAUAGAAAAACAGUAGGUGAACAGCUUCAUUUUUCAGUUGGAGUAAUGACUGCUCUCCUCAAUCAAGUUUUUAAUUCCUUCUCCCACUCAAAUUAAUACACAGGUCCUGACAUCCCAAACACUAAGCCCCAGUUACAGUGCCUUCAGAAAGUAUUCAUACCCCUUGACUUAUUCCAUAUUUUGUUGUGUUACAGCGUGAAUUCAACAUUGAUUAAAUAAAUAUUUUUCUCACAGAUCUACACACAAUACCCCAUAAUGACAAAGUGAAAACAUGUUUUUAGAGAUAUUUGCUAAUUUAUUGAAAAUGAAAUAUAGAAAUAUCUAUUUAUAUAAGUAUUCACACAUGUUAGAAUCUCCUUUGGUCUUUCUGGGUAAGUCUCUAAGAGCUUUGCACACCUGGAUUGUACAAUAUUUGCACAUAAUUACUUUUAAAAUGAUUCAAGAUCUGUCAAGUUGGUUGUUGACCAUUGCUAGACAGCCAUUUUCAAGUCUUGCCAUUGAUUUUCAAGCUGAUUUAAGUCAAAACUGUAACUGGGCCACUCAGGAACAUUCAAUGUCAUCUUGGUAAGCAACUUUUAGGUUAUUGUCCUGCUGAAAAGUGAAUUUGUCUCCCAGUGUCUGUUGGAAGGAUUUUGCCUGUGCUUAGCUCUAUUCCGUUUCUUUUUAUCUUAAAAAACUCCCUAGUCCUUGCCGAUGACAAGCAUGCCCAUAACAUGAUGCAGCCACCACUAUGCUUGAAAAUAUAAGAGUGGUACUCAGUGAUGUAUUGUGUUGGAUUUGCCCCAAACUUAACGCUUUGUAUUCAGGACAUAAAGUUCAUUUCUUUGAAGUUUUACUUUAGUGCCUUGUUGCAAACAUGAUGCGUGUUUUGGAAUAUUUUUUAUUCUGUACAGGCUUCCUUCUUUUCACUCUGUCAAUUAGGUUAGUAUUAUGGAUUAACUACAAUGUUGUUGAUCCAUCCUCAGUUUUCUCCUAUUACAGCCAUUAAACUCAAACUGUUUUAAAGUCACCAUUGGCCUCGUGGUGAAAUCCCUGAGAGGUUACCUUCCUCUCAGGCAACUGAGCUAGGAAGGACGCCUGUAUCUUUGUAGUGACUGGGUGUAUUGAUACACCAUCCAAAGUGUAAUUAAUAACUUCACCAUGCUCAAAGGGAUAUUCAAUGUCUGCUUUUUUUAUUUUUACCCAUCUACCAAUAGGUGCCCUUCUUUGCGAGGCAUUGGAAAACCUCCCUGGUCUUUGUGGAUUAAUCUGUGUUUGAAAUUCACUGCUCGACUGAGGGACCUUACAGAUGCUUGUAUGUGUGUGGUACAGAGAUGAGGUAGUCAUUCAAAAAUCAUGUUAAACACUAUUAUUGCACACAGAGUGAGUCCAUUCAACUUAUGUGACUUGUUAAGCACAUUUCUACUCCUGAACUUAUUUAGGCUUGCCAUAACAAUGGGGUUGAAUACUUAUUGACUGACGACAUUUCAGCUUUUCAUUUUUAAAUAAUUUGUAAAAAUGUCUGAAUUUCACUUUGGAAUUAUGGGUAUUGUGUGUAGGCCAGUGACACAACAUCUCAAUUUAAUCCAUUUUAAAUUCAGGCUGUAACACACCAAAAUGUGUAAGAACUCAAGAGGUGUGAAUACUUUCUGAAGGCACUGUACGUCUUGGUUUGCUCCUGUGCAACAUGGUACGUGUAAAGAAAAAGGGGUCUCUUCAAUAAUGCAGCAGGCCAGUGCUGCUUCCCCAUUCUGAAUGUGGACUGAAUUUGGGGAGCGUUAUCACACAACUGUUCUGUUCUGUCUCAUGUGGACCGUGUUGUGCACCUCCUGUCACGCACUGUCCCCCAGAGGGAACGCAUGGCUCCCCUCCCCAGUCUCACAGGGAUCAUUCAUUCUCCGCUGCCUCAGCCACCAAAUAUUAAACAGCUCCCUCUGGCUGUAUUCUGGGAGUCUUGCACCUUGCGUUGCCUCUGUGCAUACUCUUCAAUUUAAAGAAAUGUGACUUUUUGAAUGGUUUCAUAUGAAUACUUGAAAAAUGAACAGAAUAUGCAGUUCUGAUAUGUUCCCAACAAUGGACAAUGUUUCAAACCCGAUGUUGGAUCUUUUAGUAAAUGCUAUUCUUCUCCUCCUGUUUAUAUUGGUGAUAUACAUGCUGUUGUGGGGGGUUGUCUAACUGUCUGAGUUUCCAACAGGGGGGUUACGCUGCAUACAGAUACGCCCAGCCCACCACAGCUGCUGCCUACAGUGACAGGUGAGUGCAUUCCACGUGCUGCAAUAAUACAUAAUAUAGAAUAACUAAUAUUACUUGAAAAAAGAAAAGACCAUUGAUAUUGUGAUGGAUUAAAUUAGAAGUUGUGACAAGGUCUGACAAAUGACUUCAACCUUUCCCCACUCUCCAAAGUAUCUCCCACAUAGAAGGGUGAAGAUAAACUCUCUCUGGAGUUGUGACCCUCCCUUAGAUUGAACUGUCCAUUAGGAGAUCCACUAUGGCCUCAGGCUAAAGCACACAAAAAAGUAACCUUGUUCGACAAGAUGAAAAAAGAACAGAAGAUCUAUCCCAUGCCUCUCUGCCUUUGACGGGUGAGCGGGUAUAUCAACUGUAUUUAUGAAUGGCCUGGGGUCUGCAGGAGGAAGGGAGAGAGGGAUGGAUGGGGCAGGGACUCUAUCACUUCUGACUGAUGUCAUUCGGGUUCAGGUGUGCUCCGUUUGAGGAGGCGUGGCUGAUUCAUUCGGGCCUUCAAAGCCGCUGUCAGACUGGAUGUGGGCUGGUUUGGGAAUCUAAUCUGGGAGGGAUUGAGCAUGUCACUUGUGAUAACGUACACCCUGCCUGAGAGCCUGAAGAUCAUAUCGAUAAUGUAAGAUUUAUCUGGCCUCGCCGCGCUGCGAAUUAUGAGCAGCCGUGCUCGGAGGAAGCAGAAAUUGGACAGCGGCUUUUUCCUCUGGGAGUGAUUUAAUUCCUGUUUCUCUUGCCUAUAUUUUCCCCCUGAGAUUUAAUGUAAUUCGCCCGAGUUGUUUGUUUUGGUUUGUUUUGCUUCCCUUGUCUGUUUGUUUAUUUUUGAAUAAGCGGUCAUGCCCAUUGGAUCAAUAGGGGUUUGUCUCAGCAAUACCUUAUCAGACUUACCAGCGGAGCAAUCAGCCAAUCAUGAAAGGAGGUCACAGGGAUCAUAAGAGGCUUGUCAAAUCCCCGUAAAAUAUGAAACAUUCAUUUUCCAAAAAGCUUGUGCCCACAGGCCUGCUUUGUAUUACAGAGGCCCUGCCAGGGGCCAAUCAGCGUAGUGAAGCCGCGUGACGUAAGUUCUGAGGGGCCGUUUGACCCCAAGGUGGUUAGCAAUGCCACUCUGGUGAGAGCCCAUUUUGUAGAUAGAUUAGCCUUAGUGGGCCUCUGGGGUUUGGUGCUCACAGUAGAUAAGAGUAUCACAGAGACCACCUCUGACCAUGUCAUGGUAGAGCCCAUCCUCUCCCAUCUUCUCCCCAGGGAGCCUUCUCAUCCAGCUCCUUACCCCUCCACGUCCUGCUCACUGACCUUGGGUGUUGGACUCAAACGGGACACCAUAUUUAGAUCUUAUAUAACUUAUAUAAUGUCCUCCUCGCCCCGCUCAAGCCAUGUAGGCUGUAUGUCUUGUCUCCUUGAGGAAAAUGACAUUUCUCCCUCUCGCCUCUUGGUUUUUAUUCCUGGUUGAUUUGAUGCCCUCAGUCCUUGGCUGGGAGUGCCUUAUCUGCUCCAUACAGACCCUCAUUUGCAAGCGAGCAUUGAAGAAAAAAAAAGUCAAUAGAGGAAUAUGUGAAGUCGAGUAAAUAAAUAAAUAAGGCGCACAUCUUGUCCUGUUUCAGAAGGAAAUUGGAAGGAUUAGUUCCAAACCAGCAACAAUGAAAAGACAGGGGUGUGAGCCCACUGUUCAGCUUGGGUAAACAACAGCAGGGUGAGAGAGCGCACACAGACUGGGUCCAAGCCCUCCAGCACCUAUAUCUCUCUCUGUUUUCUCUUUCAUUCUCUCCGUUUCUCUUUCUCUCACCCCUCAGUACCCAUCCCUACCAACUAAUAGAGGUGACAAUGAAAAGGACAAUGUGUAUUCACAGAGAAUGAUCCAAUCACCUUUGAACUCCUUUUCUACUCAGCCUUGUAUCAUUUUCUAAACCAGGGGGUAGAGAGAGGGAAAUAAUUGUUUUAGAGACUUGAAAAUGUUGACUUUAGGGCCAAGUAUCAAACAAGCAUUGAAAAUAUACUAUAUGUCAAUGACCAUAAUCUCCUGUCCUUUUCCAUUGCAGCUAUGGCAGAGUCUAUGCAACAGCAGACCCCUACCAUCACACAAUCGGCCCUGCCGCUACAUACAGUGUGGGGACCAUGGUAAGUCCACUCUCGCUUUCCUCUGCACCCUGUUGUUGGCUAGCCAUACUAACACAGAGCAGAGGCCACCAGCCGCAGUACUCUGUCGCUCCAGGAGCACUCGGAGAUAAAGACCAUUGAACUAAGCCAAGUCAGUGGGCUUUAUUCCCUCUUUGUCAUGCUGUUUGGCACGACC